This is a messenger RNA of Myripristis murdjan (pinecone soldierfish), 88608 nucleotides long. RefSeq names its product titin-like. Gene Ontology annotation, molecular function: ATP binding; protein kinase activity; protein binding. NCBI's taxonomy places the organism in Eukaryota, Metazoa, Chordata, Actinopteri, Holocentriformes, Holocentridae. Gene Ontology annotation, cellular component: M band. Gene Ontology annotation, biological process: cardiac muscle tissue development; protein phosphorylation; sarcomere organization. The record is from RefSeq and is a predicted model, not a curated record.
AUGUCAACACAGGCGCCGACAUUCACGCAGCCGCUGCAGAGCGUUGUGGCACUUGAGGGUAGUGCCGCAACGUUCGAGGCUCAAGUUAGUGGUUCUCCAGUUCCUGAGGUGAGCUGGUUCCGUGAUGGCCAGGUUCUUUCUGCUGCCGCUCUGCCCGGCGCUCAGAUCUCGUUCAGCGACGGCCGCGCUGUUCUGAGGAUCCCUGCUGUGACCGCCGCACACAGCGGACGAUUUUCCGUCAGAGCCACCAAUGGCGCUGGACAAGCCACUAGCACUGCUGAACUCCUGGUUACAGCGGAGACGGCGCCCCCUAACUUCCUCCAGAGGCUUCAGAGCCUGACGGUACGACAGGGAAGCCAAGUGAGACUGGAUGUUCGCGUGACAGGAAUCCCUACACCUGUGGUGAAGUUCUACAGAGAGGGAGCUGAGAUCCAGAGCUCCGCCGACUUUAGGAUCAUUCAGGAAGGAGACCUUUACAGUCUGUUGAUCGCCGAAGCCUUCCCAGAGGAUUCUGGGACGUACUCUGUAAACGCUACCAACAGCAGCGGACGGGCGACCUCCACUGCUGAGCUGCUGGUUCAGGGUGUUGAAGCAGUUCCAGCUAAGAAAUCCAAGACUAUUGUGUCCACAUCUCAGAUGGCGACUUCCCAGACCCGAGUGGAGAAGAGGGUGGAGACCAGCUUCCAGGCAGCCACCAUGAUGGAGAUGCAUGUGGAGGGCAGUGUGAUGACUCAGCAUUUGGCUCAUAAAACGCCGCCGCGAGUUCCCCCCAAACCCACGUCCAAGUCCCCCCCCUCACUGCUGUCCAAGGUGACCGGAGGCCGCCAGCAGUCGCCCUCACCUGUCCGACACGUGAAGGCACCCACGCCCACACCUGUCAGACCUGUGUCUCCUUCCACCAGACUGUCAGUUUCUCCCAUCAGACCGGUCAAGUCUCCCAUCAUGACCAGGAAACAGGUCUCUGCCUCUCCGGAGGUUCUGCCGCCCUGGAAGCAGGGAGACUACAUGGCCGAGGCCAGUUAUACCAGUAUGACUAGUACGGCCACCCAGCUGCACAUGGAGCGGCACUGGGAGCAGCAGGUCACCGCCACCAGAGAGGACGAGCAUGUUUCCCAGGGCGAUAAGAGCGUGGCGGUGGCCACCGUGGUGGCGGCGGUGGAUCAGGCUCGCAGCCGAGACGUUUCCUCUGCUGUAAAGAGACACUCAGAGACACACACGACUGUCCUGCACGCAGAAACAUCCUCAUCUCUGCACAGACAAGCAGCUGCUGCCCCACCCGCAGAGCUGGCCCCGCCACACAGUGCGGUCCCACAGAGGAAAACAGACACACCUCACUCUGAGGGGCACAGAUUCAUUAGUCUGGACUCCUCAGGGCCUCCUCCGCUGCAGACCUCAGACGAGCUGCAGGCUGAGGGAGGGAAAAAAGCCGAGGCAGUGGCCACAGUGGUGGCCGCUGUCGACCUCGCUCGCGUCCGUCAGCCCGUACAUGUGGAGGGUGGCCGGGCUGAAGAGGAAGUUGUAGAGGUGGAGUUCAGGCAGCAGGCCGCCGCGGCUGCUGAGAAACAUGUUGCAAAGAAAACACUUCUGGUUCAAACGGCCGAGGUCGAUUCGGCCGCAGAGCAGCGCACGGUCCAGGUCUCCCAGAUACAGAGAACUACAGAAACCUCCACCUCCACCCAUGUGGACACUGGUGCUGCCCCGCAUCCAGUCCCACAUUUCACAGUUUCUAAAGUUUCUGUCCCUAAGCCUGAUCCUGCCUACGAGGUGACCCGGGCGGGCUCUGCCAUCGCCACGCUGCACAAAGAGUUAUCCUCUCCCUCUGCCGCUAGAAAGAUCAUCAAGCCGGUCAAGUCUCCCAGUCCCUCUCGUAAAGUUAUGGAGACAAGAGUGACGCCCGAGCCCCUCCCUCCUCCCUUUAGAGACCCCAGGUUUCAGACGUGCUAUGACAGUCAGUUACAGGCAGGGGGCGCAUACGCAGUGAGUGAGGAGGAGUUUGAGGACUGGGAGCCUCAGGAGGCGGCCACGGUGCCAACGCCGGCUCAGGAGCCCGUCGUCCCUCCAACCCUCAUUGCUGGCUUGAAGAACACGAACGUGACGGAGGGCGAGUCUGUGACGCUGGAGUGCCAGAUCAGCGGCCACCCGACCCCCGUCAUUAUGUGGUUCAGAGAGGACUACAAGAUCGAGAGCUCCAUCGACUUCCAGAUCAGCUACGAGAACGGAUUCGCCCGCCUGGUGAUCCGCGAGGCCUUUGCUGAAGACAGCGGCCGCUUCACCUGCACCGCCACCAGCGAGGCGGGAACUGUCAGCACAUCCUGCUUCCUGCUCGUCAAAGUAUCAGAAGAAAUUGAGAGCAGAGAAGAAACUACGACAAUAACCGAAGUUGGAAUUGCACAGAAAACUGUUGCUGUAGAGACAAAGGAGCAGAUUGUGGCAGAGGUAACCACUGGAGAGGCCGCUGCCCCCUUCUUCAUCAGGAAGCCCAGCGUCCAGAAGCUGGUGGAGGGAGGAAGUGUCGUCUUUGACUGCCAGAUCGGAGGAAGCCCCAAACCUCACAUCAUCUGGAAGAAGAGUGGCGUGCCCCUCACUACUGGAUACAGAUAUAAAGUUGCCUACAAGAAGGAGACUGGAGAAUGCAGGUUGGAGAUCUCCAUGACCUUCGCUGAUGAUGCUGGAGAAUACUCCAUCUUUGCCAAGAACCCACAAGGAGAAGCCUCAGCUUCCACCAGUCUGCUGGAAGAAGAGGAAUAUGAAGCGUACAUGAAGCAGCAUGACAUGACAUAUAAAACUGAAGUGACAACGACGGUGGUGCAGGAGCCCACUGUGGUCGUGAGUCAGUACGAGCUGGAACAGAGGAGGGUGACAACCCCCAUGAGUUAUUUUUCCGCAACGGAGUUCCACAUCUCAGCCUUUGAAGAGAGGAUCAUCCAGGAGAUUGAGCUCCGUAUCAUGAGGAUUACCUACAGAGAGAUAGUGACAGAGGAUGGAGAAUUGAUGGUGACUGCAGCAGAGCACGAGGUCGUGCAGCCAGCCUUCGAUACUCCAGUCAAAAACUACAGGAUCAUGGAGGGAAUGGGCGUCACUUUCCACUGUAAGAUGUCUGGAACCCCACUGCCAAAGAUUGCAUGGUACAAAGAUGGCACCCGCAUCAGACACGGUGGCCGCUACCAGAUGGAGGUUCUUCAGGAUGGUAGAGCCAGCCUGCGUCUGCCUGUGGUGCUGCCAGAGGACGAGGGAGUUUACACAGCCUUCGCCUGCAACAUGAAGGGAAACUCUGUCAGCUCUGGGAAGCUCUACGUGGAGCCUUCAGGAGCAGGACGACCCGAGACAUACACACCUCAGCCAGCGAUGCAGAGAAUCAGGUCCACAUCUCCUCGUUCUCUGAGCCGCUCACCCGGCCGUUCCUCCAGCCGCUCGCCCGGAAUCUCUCCUGCUCGCAGGCUUGAUGAGACAGAUGAGGCUCAGCUGGAGAGACUCUACAAGCCUGUGUUUGUCAUGAAGCCUUCCUCAUGCAAAUGUUCUGAGGGGCAGACUGCUAGGUUUGACCUGAAGGUUGUUGGCAGACCGAUGCCUGACACAUACUGGUUCCACAACGGACAACAAGUGGUCAAUGACUACACACACAAGAUAGUGGUUAAGGAGGAUGGGAUUCAGUCUCUGAUCAUUGUCCCAGCCAUGCCACAAGACUCUGGAGAGUGGACAGUUGUUGCUCAGAACAGAGCUGGGAAGUCCUCUGUCUCUAUAACUCUCACUGUUGAUGCCCGAGAAAGCCUGGUGCGACCACAGUUCAUUGAGAAGCUGAGGAACAUCAGUGUGAAGCAGGGCACUCUGGUUGAGUUGGCUGUCAAGGCCAUUGGAAACCCUUUACCUGACAUUGUCUGGCUGAAAAACAGUGACAUUAUCACUCCACAUAAGCACCCACAUAUCAAGAUUGAGGGCACUAAAGGAGAAGCCAAAUUCCAGAUCCCUUCUCCUUCAGGUUCUGACAGUGCUUGGUACACUGCUACAGCCAUCAACAAGGCUGGACGAGAUACCACUCGCUGCAGAGUCAAUAUUGAGGUUGACUCCACUGUACCUCAAGCAGAGAGGAAGCUCAUUAUUACCAAAGGAACCUACAAGGCCAAGGAGAUUGCAGCUCCAGAGUUGGAGCCCCUUCAUCUCCGUUACGGUCAGGAGCAGUGGGAGGAGGGAGACCUUUAUGAUAAGGAGAAGCAACAGAAACCACAGUUCAAGAAGAAGCUGACCUCUGUCAGAAUGAAGCGUUUUGGUCCAGCUCAUUUUGAGUGCAGACUGACCCCUAUUGGUGACCCAAAUAUGGUGGUUGAGUGGCUACAUGAUGGCAAACCCCUGGCAGCUGCUAACAGGCUGCGUAUGGUCAAUGAAUUCGGCUACUGCAGUCUCGACUAUGAAGUUGCUUAUGCUAGAGACAGCGGUGUCAUCACCUGCAGAGCCACUAAUAAGUUUGGAGUGGACCAGACGUCAGCCACCCUGAUUGUCAAGGAUGAGAAAGGCCUGGUCGAGGAAACACAGCUUCCUGAGGGCAGGAAGGGUGUACACAGAAUCGAUGAGAUGGAGCGCAUGGCUCAUGAGGGAGGACCUUACGGAGUCAGUGCUGAGGAGGAGACUGAGAAGAUGAAACCUGAGAUUGUCCUUGUUCCCGAACCAGUCAGAGUGCUGGAAGGUGACGUUGCUCGAUUCCGUUGCAGAGUGACCGGUUAUCCAACACCCAAGGUUAACUGGUACCUCAACGGACAACUUAUUCGCAAGAGCAAGAGAUACAGACUUCGUUAUGAUGGUAUUUAUUACUUGGAGAUUGUUGACAUCAAGUCCUACGAUUCAGGAGAGGUCAGGGUUGUUGCAGACAACAACCUGGGCACAGCCGAGCACACUGUGAAGCUGGAGAUCCAACAGAGGGAAGACUUCAGGUCCGUUCUUCGUCGUGCUCCAGAAACAAAGACUGCAGAGAUCUCACAAGAGGCUGGCAGAGUUGGAUUUGAUGUCGUAAAAGUUGACCAACCCGCUGAGGCCACACAGGACAGGGAAGUUGUUAAGCUGAAGAAGGUCCAGAGAAUUGUUCAUGAGAAAACCUCUGAAGAGUCAGAGGAACUGAGGAGCAAAUUUAAGCGUAGGACAGAGGAAGGGUUCUACGAGUCCAUUUCUGCUGUGGAGUUCAAAUCUCGCAAGAGGGACGACUCUUACGAGGACUUGCUGAAGAAGACAAAAGAGGAUCUGCUUCAUCACUUGAAGGAGAAAGAGGAGGCUGAGAGGAAGAAGAUGGAGGAACAGGGCAAAGUGACUAUCCCCACAAUCAAGCCAGAGAGGGUCCAGCUCUCCCCCAGCAUGGAGGCUCCCAAGAUCCUGGAACGUAUUGCAAGCAAGACCGUUGCUCCAAUGGAUGAAGUUCGUUUCAGAGUCAGAGUGGUUGGCAGACCAGAACCUGAGUGCCAGUGGUUCAAGAACGGCAUUCAGUUGGACAAGUCUGAUCGUAUUUACUGGUACUGGCCUGAGGAUCAUGUUUGUGAAUUGGUGAUUAGAGAUGUCACAGCAGAGGAUUCUGCCAGCAUCAUGGUCAAAGCCAUGAAUGUCGCUGGAGAGGCCUCAAGCCAUGCCUUCCUGUUGGUGCAAGCCAAGGCAGAGGUUACCUUCACCCAAAACCUGGACGAUGUCACUGCUAAUGAGAAGGACACUAUGGUGACUUUUGAGUGUGAGACCAACGAGCCUUUUGUUAAGGUCAAAUGGCUGAAGAACAAUGUCGAGAUCUUCUCUGGAGACAAAUACAGGAUGCACUCUGACAGGAAGGUUCACUUCCUGUCUGUGCUGGUCAUUGAUAUGAAGGAUGAUGCAGAAUACAGCUGUGUGGUCACAGAUGAUGAGAACAUCAGGACUAGUGCAAGGCUCCAUGUAGAAGGUGCUGCCCUGGAUCUCAUCAAGCACAUGGAGAAUAUCGAGGUGCCUGAAACCUACUCUGGCGAGUUUGAGGUUGAGUUGUCUCGAGAGGACGCUGAGGGCACCUGGUACUUUGGAGAGAAGGAGCUCUCUCCUAGCAGUAAAUAUGUCAUGUCCUCUCGCCGUGGAAGACACAUUCUGACAGUCAAGGAUGUCAAGAAAGAGGACCAGGGAAAAUAUACCUUUGUAUGUGGAGAUCUCAGGACCAGUGCCUCCCUUAAAAUGAAAUUGCGCCCCGUGACCCUGAUGCAGCCCUUGACCGACCUGACCGUCUGUGAGGGAGACAUCGCCCAGCUGGAGGUCAGGUUCUCCCAGGAGAAUGUUGAAGGAACGUGGAUGAAGAACGGCCAGGCCAUCUCCGCUUCGGACCGUGUGCACAUUGUUAUCGAUAAACAGGUUCACAAACUGCUGGUGGAGAAUGUCAGCAGAGAGGACGCUGCUUCCUACUCCUUUGUCGUUCCCGCCCAGGACAUCUCCACAUCUGGCAAACUCACUGUUCAAACCAUCGAUAUUGUGGUGCCACUAAAGGAUGUAUCCUCCAUUGAGGGCACCAAGGCUGUUCUGGAGGCCAAGAUCUCGGCUCAGGAUGUCAGCUCGGUGAAAUGGUACCACAACGACAAGCUGCUGAUGCCAAGUGACAGAAUCCAGAUGGUGGCAAAGGGAGCCAAGCAGCGCCUAGUCUUUGCCAGGACCUUCGCCUCCGAUGAAGGACGCUACAAACUGGUGGUCGGCAAGGUUGACACCAGCUGUAGCUUGUCUGUUGAGAAGGUAUCAAUCGUUAAGCACAUGGAGGACAAGAUUUGCUCCGAGUCCCAGAACGUCAUGUUUCAGGUUGAGGUUUCUCACUCCGGUAUCGAUCCCAUCUGGACCUUCAAGAGCCAGCAGCUCAAAGCCAGUCCCAAAUACAAGAUGGAGUCGAAGGGGAAGAUUCACACUCUGACUGUUGUUGAUGCCAUGAAGGACGAGGAGGGCGAGUACACCUUCCACGCUGGCGAAAAGACAUCCAGUGCUAACCUCACAGUCUCUGGUGGGGCCAUCACCAGGCCCCUGCAGGAUGUGACAGUCGCGGAGUCCCAGACAGCUGAGCUGGAGUGUGAAGUCGCCAAUGCCAACGCUGAGGGCAAGUGGCUGAAGGAAGGCAAACCUGUGGACUUUAGUGAGAACGUGGUGAGCGAGGUGAAGGGAGCCAUCAGACGCCUCAUCAUCCUCAUCACCAGACCUCAAGACGUUGGAGAGUAUACCUAUCAGGUCGCCAACUCCAAGACCACGGCCAACCUCAGGGUGGAGGCGGUGAAGAUCAAGAAGACCCUGAGGAACCAGACGGUGACGGAGACGCAGGAGGCGGUGUUCACCCUGGAGCUGACCCACGCCAAUGUCAAGGGAUCCCAGUGGAUCAAGAAUGGAGUGGAACUAGAGAACAGCGACAAAUACGAGAUCAUCACCGAUGGCAUGGUCCACACCCUGAAGGUCAAGAACUGCAACACACAGGACGAGUCUGUUUACUCGUUCAAACUGGGAAAACUGUCUGCAAGCGCAAGGCUGAAUGUGGAAACAAUCAAGAUAGUGAAGAAGAUUAAGGAUGUGACGUCCCUGCUUGACGCCACAGCGUCCUUCGAGCUGAGUCUGUCCCACGACGAUAUCCCUGUCAGGUGGAUGUUCAACAACGUGGAGCUGAAACCGAGCGACAAGUGCAAGAUCCUGUCGGAGAGAAAGGCGCACAAGCUGAUCAUCCAGAAUGUGGACAGCAGCAACGCUGGAGAAUACACCGCUGUGGUUGGACACCUGCAGUGCAGUGCAACGCUCACCGUGGAGGCUCUGCGUGUCACCAAGCCACUGAAGAGUGUGGAGGUCCCAGAGACCCACGUGGCCACGUUCGAGUGCGAAGUCUCCCACUUCAACGUCCCGUCGACCUGGCUGAAGGACGGCGUGGAGAUCGAGAUGAGUGAGAAGUUCAGGAUCGUGGUUCAGGGCAAACUGCACCAACUCAAAAUCAUGAACACCAGCAGGGACGACUCUGCAGAGUACACCUUCAUCUGCGGGAAUGACAGAGUCUCUGCAACUCUCACUGUUAACCCCAUCCUCAUCACGUCAAUGCUGAAGGACCUGAACGCCCAGGAGAGAGACACCAUCACGUUCGAGGUGACUGUGAACUAUGAGGGCAUCACCUACAAGUGGCUGAAGAACGGUGUGGAGGUGAAGUCGUCGGACCGCUGCCAGGUCCGUAGCAAGCAGCUGACGCACUCGCUCACCAUACGAAACGUUCACUUCGGAGACGGAGGAGAGUACAAAUUUGUGGCCGGCACCGCCGCCACGGCAGCCAACCUGUUCGUCGAAGCUCGUGUGAUUGAAUUCACCAAGAAAAUCAGAGACAUCAAGAUCACUGAGAAGAAGAAAGCUAUUUUUGAGUGUGAGGUGUCGGAGCCAAACAUCCAGGUGAUGUGGAUGAAGGACGGACAGGAGCUGGACACGUCAGAGGACAGAUACGUGGUGACAGCAGAGAAGUACGUGCACCGUCUGAUGGUCCAGACCAUCCGCAUGUCAGAUGCCGGUGAGUAUUCGGUGGUGGCGGGAUCCAGCGUCUCCAAGGCCCAUCUGACGGUGGAGGGACGCGACAUCCGGAUCAGCGAACCGGCCGAGAAGGAGAUCACGGUUGUUGAGAAACAGAGGGCGACCUUUGAGUUUGAGGUGAGCGAGGACGACGUGGAGGGCCGCUGGAUGAGGAAUGGUGUGGAGAUCCAGUUCUCGGUGGAGGAGAGGUUCAACUAUGUGACCAUCAGGAAGCUCCACCGCCUCACCAUCUCUGAGACCUACAGGAGCGACGCUGGCGAGUACACCUUCAUCGCCGGCAAGAACAGAAGCACCGUGCACCUGCGAGUCAACAUCCCGGAGCCUCCUCAGAUCGUCCGCCACAUGGAGCCCCAGUCCGUGGAGGCCGGGAAACCAGCUCGCUUCUCCGUACAGGUGACCGGCGUUCCUCAGCCUCAGGUCUUCUGGUACAAAAACUCCCAGGCUCUCUCUCCCGGCUUCAAAUGCAAGUUCCUCCACGAUGGAGAUGAGCACACGCUGCUGCUGAUCGAGGUCUUCCCGGAGGACGCCGCCGUCUACAACUGCGAGGCCAAGAACGACUUCGGCACGGCCACGAGCACGGCGGCGCUCAACGUGGAAGUGUCUGAGGUGGUUUCUCCAGACACUGCGGCUCCCAUGGCUCCUCCGGUCGUCAUCUCGCCCAUUGCCAGCACCUCGGCCCGUGAGGGAGAACCAGCUCGCUUCCAGUGUCGUGUCCGUGGAGACGACGUGAAGAUCAGCUGGUUUCACGGGGACAAGGAGAUCAAGCAGUCGGACUUCUUCAGGAUGUCCCAGUUUGACGACAGCUGCCAGCUGGAGAUCUCCAGGGUUUACCCCGAGGAUGAGGGCGAGUACACCUGCGUGGCCAAGAACAAGGCUGGCACCGUGUCCUGCUCCGCCUCGCUCACGCUCGAUGGGCAAAAACAAACUGUCGACGCUCCUGAAUCUCAGUGGCAUGUCUCCACCAGCCUCACCAGUAUAAAGAAACCUUCUAUUGGCCAAAAGCCCACUUUCCUCCACCCAAUAACAAGCUGCACCGUGCCGCAUGGGGAGGUGGCCCGGUUUCAUGCUUGUGUUUCUGGCAUGCCAAAGCCCGAGAUUGGCUGGUUCCAUAAUCAGCAGCCGGUUAAGCCCACAAAGAACAUUGUCUUUCAUUUCGAUGAGAUGACAAACACCGCUACGCUGAUCAUAGUUGAUGCUUUCUCCGAGCAUGCUGGACUGUACACCUGCAAAGCAGCCAAUAACGCCGGAGAAGCUGUGUGCUCUGCUACCCUCACCGUAACCAAAGAAGAAGGUAACGUCUGGAUCCGGGAGCAGAUUGAAGCAAAAAUCGAGCAGGAGGUCAAAGAGCAUUCUAGCACCACCAUCACCACUGUGGAGGAACAAGAGGAAACCUACUACACUGGUCUCCAGUUACCACAGAAAACCAAAACACUUGAACUCAAGCCAGAGUCCAAACGUUACUCUAGCACUUUAGAGAAGAAAAAAGAAAAGCCAGUUUUCCUGACCCAACUCUCCCCGGCAGCAGUGACUCUCGGGGAGACGGCUAUGUUUACGGUCACGGUGUCAGGCUUUCCUAAACCCACAGUUCAGUGGUUCCGCAACGGAAAAGUAAUUAAAAGCUCCUCUGUGUACAAGCUGUUAGAGGAGAAGGAGGAGUAUACACUCUUAAUCACCAAGGUCACAUCUGAGUUUGAAGGGGAGUAUUCUUGCACUGCCACCAACAGGUUUGGGAGAACCACCUGCACAGCAUACCUUGAGGUGAAAAAGAAGGAUGUCAGUCAGGCAGAGAAAUGGGUCGAGAAAAUGUUCAAGGUCACAGGUCAACCGCCUUCUUUCACAGUUCAGAUCCAGCCGGUUAGAUGCUCAGAAGGAGGAGAGCUCUCCUUCAAAUAUAAAACCUGUGGUGACCCAAUCCCUGAUGUGAAGUGGUUCAAAGGGGCUUUCCAGAUACAGCCUAGUAGGAACUGUAUCAUAGUGGCCAACCCAGAUGGUUCUGGCUUUAUCAACAUGAAGAGCAUCAAACAGGAAGAUAGUGGCGUCUAUACUUGUAAGGCUUCCAAUCAGUAUGGUGAGGCCUCUUGUAGCGCUGAACUGGUUGUGUUCAGGGAGUCUGUCUCUGUGUCUCACCAACAGGAACAGCACAAAGUAGUUCAGAAAAAGGGCUAUAAAAUUUCUGUGACUGAACAAGCUACAGAGUCUCGUCUGUAUCAAGUCAGUCUCCCAGGUCAGGACAGAUCCAGAUUCGAUCAGAUGGUUUACACUAUUGGCACUGAAGACAGGAAGAUUAUUCCCAGUGAGCAGGUGGGCACCCUUAGAGAACUAGAUAUCUCAGCUGCAACCCUUCAUCGAGAACAGGUCACCCACCAGGCAGCGGUGCUGCAGUCUCAUGAGGUAGAGGAGAGGGUGUCUGUGGUUCCCACACAUCCACCUCAGGUUUCAGCUGUUCCUGCAAAACAGCUUCACAUGGCAGCUUUUACAUCUUCUGUCCAGGAGAGUCAGGACUUCACAGAGCAGCACUGCGAUCAUAUUCAGAGCCCUGAGGUCAUUGAGGUCCAACCUGCUACGGAAAAAAGGUCAAAGAUGAUGUCAGCUGUAGCUGAGGAGCUCACCCCUCUUUCUACUGUUAGCACAGAGCCUCUGGCUGACAGGAAGUCAGCUGCAAUCCAGCCCACAUCAGAGCCGAAACAGUUAGUCAGUGGACAUCAAGUUGAGUCACAGCUGUCCAUCCUGAAAGAACAGUCUCAUGAUAUUCCCAAACCACAGAAGGAGAAGGGUUAUAAAGUCAAAGAAGGUGUUAAGAUUUUGUAUUCAGCCCAGUCAGCAGAGAAGCGGGUGCUUGCAGAAGGCCACACCGCUGAACUAGCCACAGCAAACUCUGCUGUUAAAUCUUCGGUAAGCAAAGAGCAACCCAGACCUGUCCUGGCCUCAAUCAGUGAGUCCAAACAGACUUUAUCCAAGGAGACUAAGUUCUCCAUUCAGAGGCCCAGUGAAGAGACAGCGCAGCUCUGUAAGGAUAAAGUUAUGAAGAUAGGUCUGACAGCUGAGGAGAAACAGACUCUGCAGGCUGAGCAAACUCAGCAUCUGCCCAGUCUGGACAACAAGGUGUCCAUUCAGUCAAAGGUAGAAGGAGAACAGUUGUUACACCUGCAGGUUAUCACAGACCAGGACCUCCUACCAUCUGAGGAGAGGUUUACCUGUGAGAAACCAGUCCCAGAGCAGGCAGGCACCGCAAAGAGUCCCACUCUGUUACACACUGUCAGUCAGGAUGAACAGAGGACAGUGAUCUGUGAGGCUACGUCAGAGUUUGAGGCUAAGGCCAGCACCACGGCCAUCAAGCCUCAAAGAGAGGCCCCUACUCUGCUCCAUCUUCAGUCAACUCAGCCUGUGGAGACAUUACCCAAAGAGGACAUUCUUGUUAUUGAGAAGCCUGACCAGCAGGUGGCAGCACAGAAACAGGAGAAGGCCAAGAAGCAUGCAGCCACCACAGAGGAGAGGCAUGAGCUCAAGGCAGAUUAUCACAAAGAGCUCAACGUGUCCGUGACUGGAGUUCAGUCGCAGCUCCGAACAGAGCCCAGACCUCAGAGCAUCCUGCACCUCUCCUCCGAGACCAUGCCUCUCCCAAAGGAGAUGCCUUUCACCAGCGACGUCAAGCAGCAGCGAGCUUUAGUGCAGAAGGAGGAGCGCUGGAAUGUGAUGCAUGUCACCAGUGUAGCAGAUAGCCAGGCUUUAGAAGAGGGUCAUACUGAGAGUCUGACAGCAGUGGAUAAAUUCACCUGUCAGACAAUGGUAGAGCCAAAACUUCCCAUAGAGCCAGUCCAGAUUGAAGAGAAGGAGAUCUCCACGGAGAGUAGUAUGCCCCUGGAGGCAGCAGAGCAGGACUUUGCUGUUCAGAUCCAGGAGGGCCAGUCAGUCAGACAGUCCAUAGUGAUGGAUGAGAAGCAAGUGCUGACAGGUGAGCUCUCUCAAGAGAUCACCAAGUCAGAGUCCACUAAGGUCACUGUCACCACACAGCCAAAACUGUCUCUCAUGGCUUCAGAAUCUAAAGACAGUGCAUCUCUUCCUAAAGAGAUGACAUUUGUUAUUCAGAUCCCCAAACCAUCCAGUGUCAAUAUAAGACGUCAGCUCAGGGACGCCCUUCAGUCUGCCCUGGCCCGUGACCAGCCGCUGUUGCUGGCUGAUGUUGUAGGGAGGCUAGAGGUCGCAGAGGUACAAGAGGUCAAGGUUCAGAGAGAGCCCAAACAUGCCGUGUUUACAUAUCUUAUCACAACAACAGGCGCACCCAUGGAAAUCACACUGGCUUUUGAGGGUGAAUACCCUCAGACAGCUGACCUCAGGACUGAGCUCCAGGCAGCUUUCCAUUCCAUAGUUUACCAGGAAGCCCAUGUCCUGACUUCAGAACGUCCUGGCAUCAUGCAGUUAGACAGACCUCAGAGAGCGCAGGUUACCUCGGCCAGCUCCAAGGAGGUGCUGUCGUCUGCGGUAGAAUCUGUGAGAGUAAUGGAGAGCGCGGUGGAUAUCACUGCCAUCAAGUCUCAGGCUGCUGCACUCAAGACCGAAUCCAAAAUGGCCUUCGAGUCUGUCACAGCUGAGCAACAGGUCGUAGUUCAGGAAUCUAAGGCAGCGCAGAUUAAGCAGUCGGUCUCUUCUCACGCAUCUGUGGAUGUUAGCAUCCAGAAGGAGCACAGGGAGGAGAUCUUCAAACAGGAGAUCACAGUAUCCAGACCUGAACAGAGAGAGUACCCUGUCAUAGUCACCUUCCUGGAGGAUUUAUCCAUUGAAGAAGACAGUAAAGUUACAUUUAGCACCACCAUUAAGUAUGUGACCAAGGUUAACUGGUUUUUCAAUGGACAACUAGUGAAAUCUGGCAAAGACUUCAAGUGUUCCAAAGACCACGACACAUACACACUAGUUGUCAACAAAGUUGUCAAGGAGAAGCAUCAAGGGGAAUAUGUCUGUGAGGCUGAGAAUGAAGCCGGCAAGACCACAACAACUUCCAGGCUCACUGUGGUCUCAAGAGUGCCACCCGUCUUUAAGCAGAAGAUCACACCCCUGGACAUUAACAUUGGUGGCCAUGCCAAGUUUGAAUGUGAGAUUGAAGAUGCUCCAAGUGUGACCUUCAAAUGGUACAAGUCUGGCAUCGAGAUCAAACACAGCGAGAAGUACAGGAUCCUUAGUCGCCAGACCAGUUCCUCUCUGGAGCUCCUGAACCCAGCCAAGGCUGACAGUGGUGACUACACCUGCAAGGCCUCCAACCAGCACGGUUCCGACAGCUGCUCCGCCUCUCUCAUUGUGACUGAAAUGUACCCACCGAUAUUUGUAUCAAAACCAGAUCCAAUGACCUUAUAUGUGGGCAAACAAGCUCUGUUCCAGUGCUCACUUACUGGUUCUUCACCCAUGGAAGUUGUCUGGCACAAGGACAACAUAGCCAUCUCUUCUGAGGGGAACUAUGUCAUGAAAUGUGAAAAGAACAAGUAUUCCCUUCAAAUUAAAAGUCUUCAGCUGACUGAUCAGGGGGUGUAUUUGUGUAAAGCCUCCAACAGCGUUGGCACUGCUACUUUUACCACAGAGCUCAGUGUUAUCAACAAGCCCAGCUUUGUUAAGACCAUUGAGCCAGUGUCAGCAGCUGUCAAUGAUCCACUGCGCCUGGAGUGCCAGGUAGAUGAGGACACUGGUGUGACUGUCACCUGGACCAGGGACGGCAAAAAAGUCCACCAGACCAUGGACUGCAAAAUGUCCUUUGAGGACACGGUUGCUGUUCUUGAGAUACCCAAGUCCAAACUGAAGGACUCUGGGAAAUAUGUAUGCACAGCCGCAAAUGAGGCUGGGAGCUCAACCUGUGAGGCUCUGGUUACGGUGCAAGAGCCCCCUACCUUUGUCAAGAAAAUGGAGCCAAAGAUUAUUUGGAAACAGGGCAUUGCUGCACGCUUACAGUGCACCAUCAAAGGGUCUCCUGAACUCCGUGUCCACUGGUUCUGGAAUGAGAGAGAGCUUAGUGAUGGAGAGAAAUAUAAAAUCUCUUUCAAGAAUGGCCUUGCCACUUUGGAGAUAGUGAAUCUUAUUGUCACAGACAGUGGGAGGUAUAGUUGUGAAGUGGCAAACAAUGCUGGCAGUGAAAGCUGCAACACCCACAUCUCUGUUAAAGAGCCCCCAUCCAUUAGAAAAGAGCUGCAGACAGUAGAAGCUGUGAAGGGUGCAGCAGCUCAGCUGGAGUGUGAAAUCACAGGAACAGCUCCUUUUGAAAUCACUUGGUUAAAAAAUAAGAAAGCCGUCACCAGUGAGAAGAGAUAUAAAAUAGUCUCGCAAGAGUCCCUAUCCAGGUUGGAGAUCCAGGCCUUCGAAAGUGCAGAUGUUGGAGAUUAUCAGUGCAUUGUAUCCAAUGAUGUGGGUAAAGUCACCACUAAGGCAAUAGCUAAACUAAAAGAGCCGCCGUCUUUCUCAAAGAGGAUCGACAGUGCUACAGCAGUGUUGGGAAAUACAGUGAAACUACAGGGAACCAUUAAAGGCUCAGCUCCUAUCACUGUUAAAUGGCUGAAAGACUCUGAGAUACUAAGAGAUGGAGAUCCAAAUAUCAAGAUGGUCUUUGAAAACAAUGUUGCUAGCCUUUCAAUCACAACAGUGGCCAUCAACCAUGGUGGCAAGUAUACAUGCCAAGCUGAGAAUGAGGCCGGUCAACAGAAAUGUGAAGCCACUUUGACUGUGCAAGAACCUGCCAGAAUUGUAGAACCUGCAGAGUCCAUCAGUGUGACUGCAGGGGAUACAGCCACUUUGGAGUGCACAAUUGCUGGAAGCCCAGAGCUCAAAGUGAAAUGGCUUAAAGACGGAAAGGAGAUGAUGAGUGGCCGUAAAUAUAAAAUUACACUGAAGGAGAAUACCGCCACCUUAAAGAUUCUUACAGCAGAGAAAAUAGACACUUCUGAGUACAAGAUGGAGGUGUCGAAUAAAGUCGGCAAGGCCGAGUGCACAUGCUCGGUCACUGUUUUAGAUCGGAUAAUGCCUCCAACCUUCACAAAGUCUCUGAAAAGAGUUGAUGGUAACAUUGGUAAUGACGUCUCCAUGGACUGUAAGGUGGCUGGGUCCCAACCCAUGACCAUAACUUGGUUCAAAGAUGACCAGGAGAUUGACUCUGGAGCCAAGUUCCAGCCUGAAUUCAAAGAUAGCUCUGCUACACUGAGGAUCAUUAAGUUGGAGAAAGCUGACUCUGGGGUUUACAAAUGCAAAGCCACCAACUCUGCUGGCUUUAAAGAAACCCUUGGGACGCUCUAUGUCAAAGAGCCCCCAGUGUUCACAGUGAAACCAGACAACCAAGAAGUUAUACCAGGAACCACUGUUUCCUUCAAAUCAGCCUUUACUGGAACAGCUCCUUUGGCUGUUAAAUGGUUCAGAGAGGAAAAAGAGAUUGCCAGUGGAGGCACAUAUUUCAUAAAGAAAGAUCCUUCUUCAAGCUCCUUGGAGCUUCACUCAGUGAAACCCUCUGAUUCUGCUAAAUACACAUGCCAAGUGUCCAAUGAUGCUGGGAAGGUGGACUGCACUGCGGUCCUCUUUGUGAAAGAACCUCCUGUGUUUGUGACGAAACUUGAGGCAACCAAGCUAGUCACCAGUGGUAACUCUGCCAGGCUGGAGUGCAAAGCCAAAGGCAGUCCUGUCAUCGCUUUUAAGUGGUUCAAGAAUGAGAUCGAGAUCAGCCCCAGUCACAAAUACAUAAUGAACGUGAUUGACUUAGUGGCGUCUCUGGAAAUAGACAACUGCACAGUAGCAGAUAGUGGAGAUUAUGCCUGUGUGGCGUCCAGUGAAGCUGGUAGUGACCGCUGCAGCAGCACAGUGACAGUCAAAGAGCCACCAGUGUUUGUACGAGGCUUGGAGUCCAAAGACGUUGUGAAAGGGUCUGAGAUGAUGCUUGAGGGCCAAGUCUCUGGCUCUUCUCCCUUUACAGUAUCAUUUUAUAAAAACACAAAGCCGGUUAGGAACGAUAAGAGGCACAAGAUUACUCUGAAAGACAAUCUGGUAGCCCUGCAAGUGCUGGCAGUGGAAGCAGGCGACACUGGCACUUACCAGUGUACUGUUGAGAAUGAAGUGGGUAUUGCCUCUUGUGACUGUCAAGUAACGCUCAAAGAACCACCAUCAUUUGUGCAAAAGCUGGAGAACCUCACUGCCCUGGUGGGCAGUGAGGUUUCUCUUCAGUGUACUCUGAAAGGCUCAGAGCCCAUGACUGUGUCCUGGCUGAAAGAUGACCAUGAAAUCAAAGAGGCCGAAAAUAUUCAAAUUACCUAUGAGAACAGGACUGCGCUCCUGCAAAUUAACAACAUACAGAGGAAACAUGGCGGCAAAUACACCUGCCAUGCUCAAAACCAGGCUGGGAGCCAGAAGUGCUCUGCAGUGUUUGAAGUCAAAGAGCGCAAAAACCCUCCGGUAUUCACCAAAAAGCCCUCUGAGAAUAUUGAGGACACCGAGGGCAAACUGGUGAAGAUUGAGGGUCGUGUCUCUGGCUCCCAGCCCAUUGCAGUGGCGUGGUACAAGGACAACACAGAGAUCUACAGCUCUGACAAAUAUGACAUUAGCUUUAAGAGCAAUGUGGCUGUGCUGUGCAUCAAGAGCAGCCAGGUGUCUGACAGCGGCAGGUACUCCUGCCAGGCCACAAACGAAGCCGGCAAAGCCUCCUGCGACUUCUCAGUGGGCAUUGCAGAGUCCAAGAAACCUCCAGUCUUUGAUGUUCCUCUCAAACCAGUGAAUGUCGAGGAGGGGGAGAAGCUGAGCCUGAAAUGCCACGUCUGUGGUUCUCCCCCUCUGAAGAUCCAGUGGAUGAAGGACAGGAAGGAUCUGAGCUCCGGUGGCAGCACCAGGAUCAGCUUCUCCGACGGUACCGCCUGCCUGGAGAUUACCCAGGCCUCCAGACACGAUGCAGGAGAUUACCUCUGCAAGGCCACCAACGAUGCCGGCAGUGAAUUCUGCAAGGCCAAAGUCACCGUGAAAGAGAAACCAGGAGCUGCUCCGGCUCCCGCUGAGGCUCCUGCAGCUGCUCCAGCCAAGAAACUGGACAACCUGUUCUUCAUUGAGGAACCCAAGACGGCCCACGCCACUGAGAAGGGCACCGCCACCUUCAUCGCCAAGGUCGGAGGUGAUCCUAUUCCCAGUGUGAAAUGGAUGAAGGGCAAAUGGAGGCAGAUCACACAUGGUGGUCGUAUUUCCAUCGAGCAGAAGGGACAGGAGGCCAAGCUGGAGAUCAAAGAAGUGACCAAGUCUGACUCUGGCCAGUACAGAUGUGUUGCCUCCAACAAGCACGGAGAAAUUGAAUGUAGCGCUGACAUGCGCGUUGAGGAAAAGAAAGAGUCUGCAGGGUUAGAGGGAGACCUCCGAGCUAAACUGAAGAAGACCCCAUCCAAGCAGAAGAGUCCACAGGAAGAGAAGGACAUUGAUAUUGUUGAGUUGUUGAGGAACGUGGACCCCAAAGAGUACGAGAAAUAUGCCCGAAUGUACGGCAUCACCGACUACAGAGGCCUGCUGCAGGCCAUCGAGCAGCUCAAGAAAGAGAAAGCUGAAGAAAGUGGAAGACCGGAAAUAGAGCGUGGAGACAGAGAGUCUGAUGAGGACAUGGCCCGACUGGUGGCCGACCUGCAGAAGAGAAUGGAGCGCACCGAGCCUGUCACUGUGAUGAAUGACAUCUCUGAUCAGUGCACCUUCACCGACAAGGACGCCGUGUUUGAGUGUGAGAUCAAGAUCAACUACCCAGAGAUCACCCUGUCCUGGUACAAGGGCACGCAGAAGCUGGACAGCAGCGACAAGUACGACAUCAGCAUCGCUGGCGACUGCCACGUGCUGAAGAUCAAGGACUGCCAGCCCAGAGACCAGGGCAACUACCGUGUGGUCUGUGGGCCCCACAUCUCCAGCGCCAAGCUCACCGUCAUGGCUGAACAAAUUCAUUUCACCAAACGCAUCCACAACAUCGAAGUCAACGAGCGCCAGUCGGCCACCUUUGAGUGUGAGGUUUCCUUCGACAACGCUAUCGUGUCUUGGUACAAAGACACGUGGGAACUGAAAGAGAGCCCUAAGUACAACUUCAGAAGCGAGGGACGAAGACAUUUCAUGGUUAUAAGAAAUGUGACCACUGAAGACGAAGGCGUGUACUCGGUGAUUGUGAGGUUGGAGCCCAGAGGCGAGGCUAAGAGCACAGCUGAGCUUUAUUUGUCUGGCAAAGAAGCCAAAAAGCCAGUAGAGGAGAAGGUUUCUGCAGUUACUGUCCCAGAGAAGAAGGAACCUCCUGCUCCCAAAGAACCAGAGGAGGCAAAGAAGCCCGCUGCCAAGCCUGCCGCUGCUCCCUCUCCGCCCACAGAGAAGACAGAAGUGCCAAAGAAAGAUGAGCGCAAGCCUCAGGUGCCAGCAGAGCCUAAAGUGGCACCUGCAGCUAAGCCUGAACCCGAACCCAAACCCAAACCUAAAGCUGAACCUGAACCCAAGCCUCAGGCCAAAGCGGCUCCCAAAGCAGAACCUGAACCCAAAGCGGCUCCCAAGGCAGAACCUGAACCCAAAGCGGCUCCCAAAGCAGAGCCAGUGCCGGAAGAAAAGCCAGUGCCAAUGAAGAAGCCAGUGACUCCACCAUCCAAAGUACCUGAAGAGGCUCCAAAGGCAGAGCUGGAACAGAUCAAGCCUAAAAAAGCAGUAGUCAAACCAGAACCAGAGGUCCAAAAACCAGAAGCAGGACUAAAGAAAGCCAAACCAGAGGUUCCCAAACCUGAGCCUGCUGUGUUGAAACCAGAGCCUGCCAUCCCCAAACCAGAACCCACUGUUCCAAAAGCUGAACAGAAGCUUCCAGAAACAGUGAAGAAAAAAGCAGAGCCUGAAGUAAAAAUACCAGAGCCUGCGGUCUCGAAACCAGAACCAACAAAAGUGAAGCCAGAGCCAACACCAGCACCAAAGAAAGUUCCCGUGGAAGAAAAAGUACCAGAGUUUCCAAAAGCAGCCAAGAAGCCAGAAACCGUUGUUGUUCCUCCCAAAGAAGAGUCCCCUAAGAAAGCAAUGAAGCCCAAACCAAAACUCGUACCUGAAGAGGUGCAAGGGAGAGAACCUGAAAAAAUAUCUCAGAGGGUUUCUGAUGAAGUUCCUCGUCAGCUAGCUGAGAGGGUAGUGGAGAAAGAAACUGAGAGGGUGCCUGAUAAAAUACCUGAGAGGGUACCUGAGAAGAGGCCUCCAGGAAAGGCUGAGGUAACCCUUCAGAGGGAAGUAGAAAAGGUUCCUGAGAAGGUCCCUGAGAAGUUAAAGGCACCUGAAAGGAUGGUGGAGGAAAUUCCUGAGAGGGUUCCUCAAAAAACACCUGAAAAAGUACCUGACAAGGUUCCAGAAAAACUACCCGAGAAGAAAAUACCAGAGAAGAUUCCUGAGAGGAAGCCUGAAAAGGUACCUCAGGUUGCGGAGGUAGAGACAAUUCCUGAAAAGAAGCUUCCUCAGAGUGUGCCUGUGGAGGUUGAGGAGGUAGAAGCUUGGAGGGUACCCCAGAAGAAACCUGUGAAGACAGCUGAGCAACAGGUAUCUGAGAUACCAACAGAGAAGAUACCUGAGAAGAAAGCAGUCCCUGCAAGGAUUCCAGAUAUAACACCUGAGAAGGUGCCACAGGAGAUCCCUGAGGCAAAACCUAAAAGGCAGAUAGAGGAAGCUCUUCCUAAAGUGACUACCAGUCUUGUCAAGAUCGAGCAAAGAAAAGGAGCUCAGAAGACACAGGAUGUUUAUUUUGUGACAGAGAGAGUUUCCCCCUCAGAGGAGGUCUGGGAACAUGAAGAUGUGGUGGAAGAAUACGCUGAAGUGUCUUAUGAGGACGAAGAGGCGUUUGUGGGCAAGAGUAUUGUGUCCCUGUCAGAAACAGACAUUAUUAGCACAACAGAAAUACCUAGCCAAACACAUGAAAAGUCUGAACUGAGAGAUCUUGUCAAGAUCACAGGGAAGACACAGGAAGUUCAUUAUGUUACAGAGAAAGUUCCUUCUGCAGAGGAACAUGAAGACGUGGUAGAAGAAAACGCUUCAGUGUCUUAUGAAGAUGAGGAGGACAUUGUGGGCAAGAGGAAAACAGUUCUGCACAAAAAAGGUAAAAUUCAAGUGGAGGAGGAUGGGACAUUUGAGAUUCCCUCUUUGAAGAAAACAACCAGGGUCAUUAGGGAAACAGAGGAGGAACAGGAAGUUGUCAAACUGAAGAAAAUUCCAUCAGUUGCAUCAAAAGAGGCUGAAGAAGAAAGCAAACCUCUGAAGGUUACCAAGACAACUGUCGUUGAUGUUGAAGAGAUUGUACAUGAGGAGGAGGCUUUUGAGCUGUCAGUAGCCACCAGGAGACCCGCAGAGGAGAGGAAACCUAGGGAGAAAGCAGUCUUUGACAAAAAGAAAGAAGUUAUUAAGCCUAAAGAAGAACCAAAAGACACUGCUAAAGACUCAUGGACCCGCCAGAAAGCUAUCCCAAAAGACGAGAAACCAGAGGUUAAGGUUCCUCUAAAGAAAACUCCCAAGGCAGCAAAGGAAGAGGAACCUGCUCCACCUAGUGCAGCCUUGAAGAAAGUGAAAAAAUUGCCUUCAGAUGAACCAGAGCAAGAAAUAGUCAAAUUAAAACCAUUUGAGAGGCCUUCCAAACCGGAAGAGGAGCCAGAGAAAGACAAGAGGGAAAGGCCAGAGAGGGAGCCUGUGUCUUUCCAGAAGCCAGAGAGGCUCCCGAGAGAGGAGGAGACCAAAGAACCUCCGAGGAAACCUGAGAAAUCUCCUGAAGAGAUAAAGGAGCCUCCAGCCAAGGUGCUGAAACCAGUAGAUAAAAAGAAAACGCCAGAGAAAGAGCCAGAUGAGGGCAAAGCACCAGCCAAGGUUAAGAGAAUCCCAACAAAGGAAGAAGAAAUUGAAAGUGUCAAAUUGAAGCCCUUCUCCAGGCCGUCCAAAGAAGCUGAAGAGCCUGAGAAGAAAAAAACAGCAGAGGAGAAAGACAGGCGACCUGCAGAUGAUCGACUGCCUCGGCGUAAAAGCAGAGAUGAGAUUCCAAAAGAGCGAGAGCCUGAAACUUAUCCAAAGAAAAUCGACGCACCUGAAGCUCCUGAGAAGAAGCCUGAGAAAGUGACAGAGGCAGAGCCAACUCCUGUGGAGAAGACAGUAUCUCCAAAGCCAGCUCCUGUUAAGAAACCUGAGAAGGUUCCUGAGGAGGCCAAGCCACUGCAGCUGAAGAAGGGGGUCACUCCAAAGAAGAAAGAGGAGGAAGAGGAAGUCACUUUGAAGCCCGUGGAGCAACUGAAAAAGGUUGAACUGAAAAAGACCCCAUCACCUAAGAUUGAGAAGCCAAAGCCUAAAGAGUUGGAGUCAGUUCCUGUUGAGAAGAAGCUGAGCGCUGAAAAACUCAAAAAGAUUCCCAAAACAAUCUCACCAAAAGCAUCUAUUGAAGCCGUAACUCUCAAAAAGGUCCCCAAGAAGCCUUCACCAGAGGAGGAGAAGCCUGCAGAACCGGAGAAGCCAGGUAAAGGGAAGAUUCCCAUGGUGAAGGAGACCCCAUCCCCUGGAGAAGGCAGGGGCAGGGGCCUGAGGCCUGGUGGAAAAGGCCCACCGCCACCAGAGGAGCCCUUCGCAGGAUUCAAGCUCAAAGCUGUCCCUCUGAAGUUCAUCAAGAAGCUCCAAGACAUUGUCUUACAGGAGGCUGAGUCUAUCGGCUCAUCUGCUGUAUUUGAGUGUGAGGUUUCACCUUCCACCGCCGUCACUUCAUGGAUGAAGGACGGCAGCAACCUCCGUGAGAGCCCCAAACACAAAUUCACUUCUGAUGGCAAAGAUCGCAAACUGAAUAUUAUUGAUGUGCAGCUGUCUGACACCGGUGAAUACACUUGUGUGGCCAAGAACGCUGGAAAGGAAGUGUCAUGCACAGCCAAGCUUAUUGUUGAAGAGCUGCCUGUGAAAUGGAUAAAGGAGCUGGAAGAGGAGACUUCAGCUCUCAAGGGUCAGCCUCUGUACCUGACCUGUGAGCUGAAUAAAGAGAGGGAUGUGGUCUGGAAGAGGAAUGGUGCUGUCCUGAAGCCCAAGGCCGGCAAGGUUCAAAUCAACAUCAUAGGAAUGCAGCACGCCGUGACCAUCCAGAACUCAGGCGAUGACGAUGUUGGUGUCUACACGUGUGAAGUGGCUAACCAGGAAGAUGUCAAGACUACAACCAAUGUCAAAGUGAUUGAAAUCAUCAAAGACUGGAUUGUGAAGCCACUGAGAGACCAGCAUGUGAAGCCAAAAGCAUCCGCGACUUUCAAAUGUGAGCUGUUCAAAGACACGCCCAACUGGAAGUGGCUGAAAGGAGAGAACGAGGUCACUCCCUCUGAUAAGGUGGAGAUAAUGAAGGACGGAAAGCAGCUGACGCUCACGAUUAAGAACUGCCAGCCUGAUGAUGUGGCGGAGUACGCGAUGGAGGUUGAGGGACGCAUCUACACCGCCAAACUGACGCUAGGAGAGCGGGAGGCUGAGAUCCUGAAGCCUCUCUCCAGCGUGGAGGUGGUUGAGAAGCAGGACGCCACGUUUGAGACGGAGAUCUCCGAGGACGAUGUUCCGGGCGAAUGGAAACUCAAAGGAGAGAUCCUGACCAGAUCGCCAACAUGUGACAUCCAGGCUGAGGGUACGAUACGUAAACUCACCCUGAAAAACUGUCAGGUGGACCAGUCGGGUGAAGUGUCUUACCAGGCUCUAAACGCCAUCACCAGCGCUAUGCUCACAGUCAAAGAAAUCGAAAUGGACUUCGUUGUCCCUCUGAAGGAUGUUUCCGUGCCUGAAAAGAAGCAGGCUAAGUUUGAAUGCACCAUCACAAAGGAUGUGUCCAAGGUCAUGUGGUACAGAGGGGCUGACAUCAUCACCCCUGACCAAAAGUAUGACAUGAUCAGUGAUGGAAAGAAACACAUGCUGAUCAUAAACAGCUGUGAGUUUGAUGACGAGGAUGAAUAUACUAUUGAGGUUUUGGGCAAAACUUCUACAGCUAGACUCACAGUGGAGGGUAUCAGGCUCAAAUUUAUCUCGCCACUAAAGGACCAAACGGUGAAGGAAGGCAAAACGGCUCGGUUUGAGCUGGAGCUCUCCCAUGAAAAUGUGCCCGUCACCUGGUACAAGAACGACGUUAAAAUCCAUCCUAGCAGAACAGUGCUCACUCAUGUGGAUGGAAAGAAACACAUCCUAGAGAUAAGGGAAGUGACUCUAGACGAUACCUGCCAAAUUAAAGCAGAGGCCAAAGGAAUUCCCUCUAUGGCCAACCUAACGGUUAUAGAGGGCGACGCGUACUUCACGGUUAAGCUGCAGGACUAUACUGCAGUGGAGAAAGACGAGGUGGUUCUAGAUUGCGAGCUCAGCAAAGACGUCGAUGUCAUGUGGUACCACAAUGAGGCCGAGGUUAAGGCCUCAAAGAUGGUGACCAUAAAAGCCGAGGGCAAACGCAGAACCCUCGUCAUCAAGAAAGUUGGGGACAAAGACAAAGGACAAUAUGUCUGUGAUUGUGGGACAGACAAGACAACAGCAACACUUAACAUUGAAGCUCGCCACAUCAAGGUGGUUCGGCCGUUGUAUGGCGUUGAAGUGUUUGACGGGGAGACUGCUCGUUUCGAGGUAGAGAUCUCAGAGGACGACGUCCACGGCCAGUGGAAACUGAACGGAGAAGUGCUCAGUCCCUCUGCCGAUGUUGAGAUCGUGGAGGACGGUGCCAAACACACUCUGAUCUUGUACAACUGCAAAGUCCCUCAGACAGGCGAGGUGGCGUUCGCCGCUGCCAACGCCAAGUGUUCUGCUAACCUGAAAGUGAAGGAACUGCCCAUCUCUUUCAUUACGCCACUGAGCGAUGUGCACGUGUACGAAAAGGAUGAGGCAAGGUUUGAAUUGGAAGUGUCCAGGGAGCCCAAAAGCUUCCGCUGGCUAAAGGGAUCUCAGGAGUUGUCAAAUGACGACAAGUUUGAACUUCUGGUAGAAGGAAACAGGCAUAUUCUUGCGGUCAAAUCUGCAAGAUAUGAAGAUGAAGCCAAGUACAUGUUUGAGGCAGAGGACAAGAGGACAGCUGGCAAGCUGUUUAUUAAGGGUAUUCGCCUCGAAUUUAUCAAGCCAAUCAAGGAUGUGACAGUGAAAGAGCGUGAGACGGCCGAGUUCAGCGUUGAACUCUCUCAUGACAAGAUCCCAGUGGUCUGGUACAAAAAUGAUGUACGUCUGCAUCCCAGCAAGGUGGUGCACAUGUCAGAGGACGGAAAGGUCCACACCUUGGCUUUCAAGGAGGUUUCCCUUGAUGACACCUCCAUGAUCAAGGUUGAAGCUAUGGGCAAGACCUCAGAGGCUAUGCUCACUGUACUCGAGGGAGACCUGUACUUCACUGUCAAGCUGCAGAACUACACCGCUGUGGAGAAGGACGAGGUGAAGUUGGUUUGUGAACUGAGCAAAGCCAUGGGCGAGGUCAAAUGGUUCAAAGAUGGUAAUGAAAUCACGCCCUCCAAGAAUAUUCUCAUUCAGUCGGAUGGCAAGAAGCGUAUGCUAAUCAUCAAGAGGGCAGCGAAGAGCAACAUCGGAGCGUACACCUGCGACUGUGGCACUGACAAAACCACAGCCGAUCUGAACAUCGAAGAGCGGGACAUUAAGGUUGUGCGCCCGCUGUACAGCGUGGAGGUAACAGAGACUGAGACCGCUAAGUUUGAGACAGAGAUAUCUGAGGAGGACAUCCACGGCAACUGGAAACUGAAAGGAGAAGACCUGCACCAGUCUGCUGAUGUUGAGAUGAAAGAGGAGGGAACCCGACACGUGCUGAUCCUGUACAACUGUCGUAUGGACAUGGCAGGAGGUGUUGACUUCUCGGCAGCGAACGCCAAAUCCAACGCGCAGCUCAGAGUGAAAGCCCGGGUGAUCGGCCUGCUCAGGCCUCUGAAGGAUGUAACUGUGACUGCCGGGGAGACGGCCACAUUUGAAUGCGAGCUGUCGUUUGAAGGCAUCGCUGUUGAGUGGUUCCUAGAGGGUACAAAGCUGGAACCAAGUGACAGAGUGGUGUUUAGGUCGGAAGGUAAAACACACAGCCUGACACUCAGAGACGUCCAGCUGAGCGAGGCCGGCCAGGUCCAAGUCACCGCCAAGGACUUCCAGACCGAGGCCAGCCUGAUCGUCAGAGAGCCGCCAGUGGAGUUCACUAAGCCUCUGGAGGACCAGACGGUUGAGGAGGAGGCCACUGCUACCCUGGAGUGUGAAGUUUCCAGAGAAAACGCCGAGGUCCAAUGGUUGAAAGAUGGACAGGAGAUCCGCAAAUCGAAGAAGUACGACAUGAUCAUCGACGGCCGCAAGAGAGCGCUCCUCAUCCACGACUGCACGAUGGAUGAUGCAAGGACUUACGCCUGCGACGCCAAGGACUUCAAAACGUCCUGCUUCCUCAAUGUUGAACCUCCACAUGUCGAGUUCGCCAAGCCGCUCCAUGAUGUCGAGGUCAGAGAGAAGGAGUCCGCCAGGUUUGAGUGUGAACUGUCCAGAGAAAAUGCCAAGGUCCGCUGGUUUAAGGAUGGAAGUGAAAUCAGAAAGGGAAAGAAGUAUGAGAUUAUUGCCCAAGGUGUUCAACACAUCCUCAUUAUCCACAAGUCAGCUUUUGACGAUGAGGCUGAAUAUGAAUGUGACGCAAAGACCUCCAAAUCCUCCGGCAUGCUGACUGUUGUCGAGGAGGAGGCGAGGUUCACCAAGAACCUGUCCAACGUCGAGGGGACAGAGACAGACAGCGUUAAACUGAUCUGUGAAGUUUCCAAACCCAGUGCUGACGUCACCUGGUACAAAGGAGACCAGGAGCUGCCGGAGGGCGGCAGGUAUGACCAGAUCGUAGACGGCAAGAGGAGGAUUCUCAUCAUCCAGGACCUGAAGAUGGACGAUGCUGGAGAGUACAACUGCAGACUGAGUCCCACAAACAAAACCUCUGGAAACCUGAAAAUUUGUGAACUGGCUGCCGAGUUCAUCUCGAGGCCAAAAAGCCAGGAGGUGGUGGAGGGCGAGAAGGCCGAGUUCACCUGCUCCGUCUCAAAGGACAGCUUCGAGGUCAAAUGGAUGAAAGACGAUAAGGAGCUGGAAGCAGGAGACAAAUACCAAAUGAUCAGCGACGGCAAGAGAAGGACUCUGGUCAUCAAGAACUCCGAGACCAAGGACGAGGGCGGAUAUGUUGUGAUGAUCGGCACCACCAGAGCCAGCGCAGACCUCACGGUGCUUGAGAAACUGAGAAUCAUCACCCCGCUGAAGGACACCGAGGCCAAAGAAAACCAGGAGGUUGUCCUGAACUGUGAGGUGAACACAGAGGGAGCCAAAGCCAAGUGGCUGAAGAACGAUGAGACCUUGUUCGAGAGCGGCAAGUACAUCAUGGUCCAGAGAGACAACGUCUUCUCUCUGAGGAUCAAGGAUGCCCAGAAGGGAGACGAGUCAAACUACACCAUCAACUUGACCAACCACAGAGGAGAGCAGGCAAAGAGCUCCUGCAACCUCACAGUCAAAGAGGAGAGUCUGAAGAUUGUGGUGCCUCUGGAGGAUGUCGACACACAGGAGAAGAAGACAGUCAGCUUCUCAUGCAAGGUCAACAGGCUGAACGCCACCGUGAAAUGGAUGAAGGCUGGUCAAGAGAUCACCCUUGACAAACGCAUCGUCUACAGAGUUGACAAAGACAAACACACACUGACCAUCAAAAACUGCACAGUGGCGGACGAGGGAGAGUAUGCUGCCUUUGCCGGAGACGACAAAUCCACAGCUGAGCUGAUCAUCAGCGAGGCUCCAACAGACUUUGACAUGCAGCUCAAAGACCAAACCAUCCCUGAAUUCGAAGACGCAGAGUUCACCUGCAAGCUGACCAAAGAGAAGGCUGAAGUUAAGUGGUACAGAGACGGACGUGAGAUCAGAGAAGGACCAAGAUACACAUUUGAAAAAGAUGGAAAGAUGUGCACCUUGCGUAUCAAGGAGUGCAGACCUGAUGAUGAGUGUGAAUACGCCUGUGGUGUGGAUGAGAAGAGAUCCAGAGCCAGGCUCUUUGUUGAUGAGGUCCCAGUAGAGAUCAUCAGACCGCCACAGGACGUGUUCGAGCCUCCAGGCACAGACGUUGUGUUUGAGGUGGAGCUCAACAAGGACAGAGUGGAAGUCAAAUGGCUGAGGAACAACAUGACUGUUGUCCAGGGAGACAAAUACCAGAUGGUGAGCGAAGGCAAAAUCCACAGGCUGCAGGUCUGUGAGAUCAGGCCUCGUGACCAGGGAGAGUACAGAGUUAUCGUCAAGGACAAGGAUGCCAAAGCCAAGCUGGAACUGGCAGCUGUGCCAAAAAUCAAGACCAUGGAUCAGAGCUAUGUGACAGAUGCUGGUAAGCCCAUCGUGAUGGCAGUUCCCUACAGCGCCUACCCCAAAGCCGAGGCAGACUGGCUGUACAACAACCUAAGCCUGCCCGCAGACAAUGUCCACACCUCUCUGGACUGUACCGAAUACCGCCUGAAGGACCCCAAGAAAUCCGACGAGGGACGCUACAAAAUCAUCAUCAAGAACAAACAUGGAGAAGGAGAGGCCUUCAUCAACCUGGAAGUUAUUGACGUUCCCGGGCCGGUGAAGAACCUGCAGGUGGUUGACACUGCCGACGGCGAGGUGAGCUUGGCCUGGGAGGAGCCAGAGAGCGACGGAGGAAGCAAAGUCAUCGGCUACGUGGUGGAGAGGCGCGAUGUGAAGCGUAAGACGUGGACUCUGGCCACCGAUCACGCCGAAAGCCCCGAGUACACGGUGACCGGCCUCCAGAGGGACUCCAUGUAUUUCUUCAGAGUCUGCGCCCGCAACAGAGUCGGCAGCGGACCUCUGGUGGAGACCGACAAACCUGUACAGGCAAAGAACAAGUUUGAUGUUCCUGAUGCACCACUGAACGUGAUUGUUGGAAACGUCACCAAGUUUGGCUGCACCGUGUCCUGGGAACCUCCCGAGUCGGAUGGCGGCUCUCCCAUCACUACCUACAUCAUCGAGCUGCGUGACCGGACGUCGGUGAAGUGGUCAGCCGUCCAGGUGACCAAACCUGAUGAGCUGAGCGCCGUUGUUAACGAUGUCAUCGAGAACAAAGAGUACAUCUUCAGAGUCAAGGCUGAGAACAAGGCUGGUGUUGGCAAACCCAGCGCCGCCUCUGCCCCUGUCAAGAUCAUGGACCCGAUCGAGCGUCCCAGCCCUCCUCUGAACCUGGUGUGGCAGGACCAGAACAAGAACUCGGUGCAGCUCACUUGGGAAACUCCUCUGAGGAAUGGCGGCAGCAUGAUCACCGGCUACAUCAUCGAACGCUGCGAGGACGGCACCGACAAGUGGCUCCGCUGCAACGCCAGGCUGUGCCCUGACCUCACCUACAAGGUCUCUGGUCUGAAGUUUGCUGCUAAGUACAACUACAGAGUGUUUGCUGAGAACGCCGCCGGCAUCUCGGACCCAUCCAACGUUAUCGGACCCCUGCUGGCUGAUGACCCACAUGUCGGUCCCACGUUGGACCUGAGCGGUUUUAAGGACGGCCUGGAGGUGAUUGUCCCCCACCCCCUCACCAUCCGAGUGCCCAUCACCGGGUACCCAACUCCCAGUGCCAAGUGGACCUUCGGAGAUAAGGAGCUGACCGCCGGCGAGCGUGUCUCCAUGGUGACCAAGUCGACCUUCACCGAGCUGGUGGUGACGCCCAGCGUGCGUCCGGAUCAGGGCACCUACUGCCUGACGCUGGAGAACGACGUGACCUCGGUGUCCGGGGAGAUCGAAGUCACUGUCAUCGCAUCUCCCAGUGCCCCGAAGGACCUCAAGGUGCAGGAGGUGACCAGGCAGCACGUCCACCUGACCUGGGAGCCUCCCGAGCACGAUGGAGGAAGUCCUCUGACCGGAUACCAGGUGGAGAAACGAGACGUGUCCCGCAAGACCUGGGUCAAGGUUGUCACCGGCAUUCAGGACCAGGAGUACACUGUGACUGACGUGGUGGAGGGGAAGGAGUACCUGUUCAGAGUCACCGCCUGCAACAAAUGUGGGCCCGGAGAGCCCGCCUACAUCGACGAGCCGGUCAACGUCUCGUCUCCUGCCACCGUCCCCGACCCACCGGAGAAUCUGAGGUGGAGAGACAAGUCUGCCAGCGGCAUCUUCUUGACCUGGGAGCCGCCCAAGUACGACGGUGGUGCCGGCAUCAAGGGCUACAACGUGGACCGCUGCCAGAGAGGAACCGACAAGUGGGAGGCCUGCGGAGACAUGGUGCCCGAGCUGAAGUGCCAGGUGACUGGUCUGACUGAAGGCCAGUGGUAUUCGUACAGAGUCAGAGCUCUGAACCGGCUGGGAGCCAGCAGGCCUUGCAAGGCCACCGACGAGAUCCUGGCUGUGGAUCCCAAAGAGGCUCCAGAGAUCCAGCUUGAUGCCAAGCUGCUGGCCGGCCUGACCGCCAAGGCCGGCAGCAAGAUCGAGCUCCCUGCUGAGGUGACAGGAAAGCCUGAGCCCCGCGUGAAGUGGACAAAGGCCGACCUGGUACUGAAGCCAGAUGACAGAGUCUCCAUCGACACCAAACCCGGACAUUCCACCGUCACCAUUGCCAAGACGAGGAGGGAUGACAGCUCCACCUACAUCAUCGAGGCCACCAACAGCAGCGGCCGCGCCACCGCCACUGUCGACGUCAAUAUUCUGGAUAAACCCGGUCCUCCGGCUGCCUUUGACAUCUCUGAGAUCACCAACGAAACCUGCUUCCUGGCCUGGAACCCUCCCCGAGAUGAUGGAGGCUCCAAAGUCACCAACUACAUCGUGGAGCGCAGAGCCGCCGACAGUGAGAUCUGGCACAAGCUUUCCUCCACCGUCAAACAAACCACGUACAAGGCUGUGGGCCUGGUCCGCUUCAAGGAGUACAUCUUCAGGGUCUUUGCCGAGAACCAGUUUGGUAUCGGCCCGGCAGCAGAACACCCCUCCAUCAUCGCCAGAUACCCCUUCGACACUCCUGGAGCUCCUUACAAGCUGGAGCCCUCGGACAUUGCCAAGGACUCGCUGACUCUGUCCUGGUACGAGCCUGAGGAGGAUGGAGGAAGCCCCAUCACGGGCUACUGGGUGGAGAGAUAUGAACCCGACCAUGACAGGUGGAUGAGGUGCAACAAACUGCCCAUCAAAGACACCAACUUCAGAGUGAAAGGUCUUCCCACCAGGAAGAAGUACAAGUUCAGAGUCCUGGCUGAGAACCUGGCUGGAACUGGAAAACCAAGCAAGGAGACUGACCCGAUCCUCGUCAAAGAUCCUAUCGAUCCUCCAUGGCCUCCUGGUAAACCCACGGUGAAGGACGUGGCAAAGACCUCCUGCUUCCUGAUGUGGACCAAGCCGGAGCACGACGGCGGCGCCAAGAUCGACGGGUACAUCAUCGAGAUGCUGAAGAGUGGAACGACGGACUGGAUCCACGUGGCCGACAAUAUUAACAUCCUGGAGCACUUCCUGAAGGGCCUGAUGGAGAAGCAGGAGUACUCCUUCAGGAUCAGAGCGGUCAACGUGGCCGGAGAGAGCGAACCCAGCGAGCCAAGUGACCCUGUGCUCUGCAAGGAGAGACUCAAUCCUCCCACUGCUCCUCGCUGGCUGGAGGUGGUCGGCAUCAGCAGGAACAGCGCUGACCUGAAGUGGACGGUCCCUGAGAGGGACGGCGGCUCCCCCAUCACCAACUACGUGGUGGAGAAGAGGGACGUCAGGCGUAAGGGCUGGCAGGCUGUGGACACCACCAUCAAGGAGCUGAAGUACACGGUGACUCCCCUCAACGAAGGCUCGCUGUAUGUGUUCCGCGUUGCUGCUGAGAACGCUGUGGGAGUCGGACCGUUCUGUGAGCUGGAGGACUCUGUGCUCGCUAAAGACACUUUCACCACUCCCGGGCCGCCCUACGCCCUCACUGUCCUUGGCGUGAGCAAGAGAUAUGUGGACCUGCAGUGGGAGGCACCUAAGAACGAUGGCGGCAGACCCAUCCUCAGAUACUCCAUUGAGAAGAAGGAGAAGCUGGGAACUCGCUGGGUGAAGUGUGGUAAGACCUCUGGCCCGGACUGUAAGUACAGAGUGACGGACGUCAUUGAGGGGACAGAGGUCCAGUUCCAGGUCUGUGCCGAGAACGAGGCCGGCGUUGGACACCCCUGUGAACCCACCGAGAUCCUGACCAUCGAAGAUCCAACAGGUGUCCCAUCGCCGCCCACUGAGCUGCAUGUGACUGGUGCCAGCCGUGACUUCCUGUCCAUUGCCUGGAAGCCUCCAGAGAGGGACGGUGGCAGCCCCAUCACCGGAUAUCACAUCGAGAUGUGCGAGGCGGGAACGGAGAAGUGGAUGCGGGUCAACUCCCGGGCCAUCAAGGAGCUGAAGUUACGCAUCGAGGAGGGCAUUGUCCCCGAGAAAGAGUAUGUCCUGAGAGUCCGAGCCAUCAACGCCGUCGGGGUCAGUGAACCCUCGGACAUCUCCGAGAACGUCUUUGCCAAGGACUCCGAUUGCAACCCAACCCUGGAGUUUCAGACUCUGGACCUGGUGGUGGUGGAAACCGAGAAGAUGCACAUCCCAGUUCCCUUCAGAGCUGUUCCAUCUCCGAAGAUCACCUGGCACAAAAACGGAAAGGAGCUGAAGGCAGACGAGCGCCUGGCCUUCAGGUCUGAGUACACCUCCUGUCACCUGGAGGUUGACAGCUGUCUGCAUGCUGAUGCAGGACAGUACAAAGUCACUCUGGAAAACAAGCUGGGAGCCGCCAGUGCCACAAUCAACGUCAAAGUCAUCGGCCUUCCUGGUCCCUGUAAGGAGAUCGUUGCCUCUGAGAUUACCAAGAGCUCCUGUAAAGUGUCCUGGGAUCCUCCGGAUUAUGAUGGCGGCAGCCCAAUCCUGCACUACGUCCUGCAGCGCCGUGAGGCCGGCAGGAGGACAUACGUCAACAUGAUGUCAGGAGAGAACAAGGUGAGCUGGCCCGUGAAGGACCUCAUCCCCAACGGAGAGUACUACUUCAGAGUCCAAGCCGUCAACAAGAUCGGAGGAGGAGAAUUCAUCGAGCUCCGCAACCCCGUCAUUGCAGAGGACCAGAAACACUCCCCCGACCCACCGGUGGACGUGGAAACCCACAACCCCACGUCCUCGACCAUCACACUGACCUGGAAGCCGCCCAUGUACGAUGGCGGCACCAAGAUCAUGGGCUACAUCCUGGAGAAGCUCCAGAAGGGCGAGGACAAGUGGGAGAGGUGCAAUGACUUCCUGGUUCCCGUGCUGUCCUACACUGUCAGAAACCUGACGGAGGGCAAGAACUACCAGUUCAGAGUCAAAGCCGAGAACGCUGCCGGUGUCAGCGAGCCAUCACGCAGCACGCCAUUUGUCAAGGCCUCAGACGCCGUUGAUCCUCCUAAGGUGUUCCUCAGUGGCAGUCUGCAGUCCGGUCUGACCAUCAAGAGAGGCUGUGAGAUCUGCCUGGACGCCAACAUCUCCGGAUCCCCGUACCCCGAGAUCACCUGGUACUGGAACAACCAGGUGAUCCGGCCUGAGGCUCUCAGGAAGAGACCCGAGAGACCCCUGAAGAAGAAGAAGAAAGAGGAACUGGCAGUGGCCGAGCCCGAGGUGGAGGAGUCCGACUACCCGACGCUGAAUGAGCGACUGACCAUCAACAACAGCAGGAGGGGCGAGUCCUCCGCUGUUGUCAAGGACACCAUCCGCGGCGACCACGGUGUCUACAUGAUCAAGGUAGAGAACGACCACGGCAUCGCCUCGGCCACCUGUGAAGUCAACGUACUGGACACCCCCGGGCCUCCAGUGAACUUCCGUUUUGAGGAGGUCAGAAAGAACUCUGUGAUCUGCAAGUGGGACCCUCCUGUGGAUGACGGCGGCAGCGAGAUCCUCAACUACACGCUGGAGAAGAAGGACAACUCCAAGCUCGAGAUUGGCUGGAGCAGCGUCACCUCCACGCUGCGCGGCUGCCGCUACCUGGUGCCCAAACUCCUCGAGAAGAAGGAGUACAUCUUCAGAGUCGUGGCCGAGAACAAGUUUGGCGCCGGCCCACCCUGCGUCUCCAAACCGCUCAUCGCCAAGAAUCCUUUCGAUCCUCCCGAGGCUCCUGAUAAGCCAGAGAUCGAUGACAUCACCGCCCACAGCAUGCUGGUGUCCUGGAACGCACCCGAGGACAACGGCAGCCCCAUCCUGGGUUACUGGGUGGAGCGCCGUGAGAUCAACAGCACGCACUGGGCCCGAGUCAACAGGAACAUCGUUCCCGACACGGAGCUGAAUGUGGAGGGGCUGCUGGAGGGGCUCACCUACAUCUUCAGAGUCGCAGCUGAAAACCAGGCCGGGCCCGGGAAGUUCAGUGUCCCGUCCGACCCCAAGACCGCCCAGGCACCCAUCCUGCCUCCUGGACCUCCUGUCGCCAGAGUUGCUGACACCACCGACCACUCCAUCGACGUGGAGUGGGACCCCCCUGCCGACAACGGAGGAGGAGAGAUUCUGGGAUACCAUGUCGACAAGGCGAUGGCCGGCACCAAGGACUGGUCCCGAGCCACCGAGCGGCUCUGGAAGACCCGGGCCUUCACUGUGUACGGCGUUCGAGAGGGAGCCAAGUACAUGGUCCGAGUCAUCGCCUCCAAUGCCGCUGGCGAGGGAGCACCCGGCUUCACUGAGGCCGUGUUCGUCAGGAACCCUGCAGAGAUUCCGGUGAUCGAGCUGGACCUGUCCGUCAAGAACGGCGUGGUCAUCAGAGCCGGAGAGAACCUGCGCGUGCCCGCCACCGUCACCGGAAGGCCGAAGCCGUCCAUCACCUGGAUGAAGGAUGACGCCAAACCAGACAAGGAGCGCGUGGAGAUCAUCGAGGACGGCAACGAGAGCAUCGUCUCCAUCAAGAACGUCCAGAGGAAGGACUGCGGAAAGUACCAGAUCAGCGCCUGCAACCCCAGCGGCACCAAAUCUGCCUGGACCAGAGUGGAAGUCAUGGACGUACCCGGGCCAGUCACCGACCUGAAGCCCGUGGUUGUCACCCGCAAGAUGAUCUUCCUGAACUGGGACGACCCCGAGGAUGAUGGAGGCAGCGACAUAAUGGGCUUCAUCGUGGAGAGGAGAGAUGCCAAGAUGCACACAUGGCGGCAGCCCGUGGAAACCGCCUCCUCCAAGUGCGAGUGCGUCGGCAUCAUGGAGGGACAGGAUUACAUGUUCCGCGUCAUCGCCAAGAACAAGUACGGCAUGGGCCCACCCGUCGAGCUGGGACCCAUCAAGGCCGUGGACCCACAAGGCCCCCCCUCCUCCCCUGAGAAGUUCCACUACACCGAGCGGACCAAGAACUCCAUCACGCUGGCCUGGAAGCCGCCUCGCAACGACGGCGGCAGCCCCAUCAUCGGGUACUUUGUGGAGAAGAAGCGUCAGGACCAGCAGGCCUUCGAGCCCUGCAACACUGAGAUCUGCCCCAACCAGACGCUGACGGUGGAGGGUCUGGACGAGGCCUGGAUGUAUGAGUUCAGAAUCAAGUGCACCAACCUGAUGGGAGAGAGCGAGCCGUCCAUCCCGCUGACGGUGGUCAUUCAGGACGAUGAGGUGGCUCCCGAGAUCCACAUGCUGAAGCACUUCAAGGGCGACUCCAUCACUGUGAAGAAGGGCGAGCCCAUCGAGAUCCCCGCCGACAUCCUCGGCCUGCCCAUCCCCAAGGUGGAAUGGUCCAAGGACGAUGUGGUGAUCGACAAGCCAUCCGAGACGCUGCUGCUGGAGACGGUGGAGACGGGCAGGAUGAACUGCAAGACCACGCUGUCCAUCCCGACCGCCAACAGGAGGGACAAGGGCACCUACACUGUUUCUGCCUCCAACAACAUGGGCUCAGCCAGCCACAGUGUGACCAUCAUGGUGCUGGACCGGCCGCUGCCCCCCAGGAACCUCACAGUGUCCAACAUCAAGGCGGAGUCCUGCUACCUCCACUGGGAGGCACCGCAGGACGACGGCGGCAGCGAGCUGACCAACUACAUCGUGGAGAAGAAGGAGGUGGCCCCGCCCGAGCCGCAGUGGGAGGAAGUCACUAGCAGCAUCAUCGAGAGGAAAUACGGGGUGUGGAACCUGGAGACCAACAAGACAUACAUGUUCCGGGUCAAAGCCGAGAACCGCUACGGCAGGUCCGACCCCUGCAUGACGGAGGAGAUCCAGAUCAAGGAUCCCUUCGGCCUGCCCGGGCCGCCUGAGAAACCCAAGAUCACAGAGUACUCGAAGACGUCCAUGACGCUGACCUGGGAGCCCCCCAGAGAGACCGGCGGCUCCAUGAUCACCGGGUACUGGCUGGAGAAGAGGGAGAAGGGCACCGCUUACUGGGCCCGGGUCAACAAGGCACCCAUCACCAAGCGAGGCAUGAAGGGCUGGGAGUACCAGGUGACUCGUCUGAUCGAGGGAACGGAGUACGAGUUCAGGGUCGCCGCCUGCAAUGCCGCAGGAACCGGACCGUUCAGCCAACCGUCUGACUCCGCCUUCGCCGUCGACCCCCUGACUCCUCCCAGCAUGCCUGCUGCCCCUGUUGUGGCCGAUAAGAACAAGCACAGCGUCAAGUUGGCCUGGACGCCGCCGGAGAGGGACGGAGGAAGUCCCAUCAAGGGCUACAUCAUCCAGAUCCAGGACGAGGGCACGUCAAGCUGGGUGAGCAUCAACGAUGCCGACAGCCUCCACCCCACCACCGAGUUCACCGUGCCGAGCCUCCGGGAGCUCAAACGCUACCGCUUCAGGAUCAUCGCCGUCAAUGAUAUCGGAGAGUCCGACCCCAGCCCGCGCACCAGCGAGGUCCUGGUGGAGGACGUGCACGUUGAGCCCAAGCUCACCCUGGACAUGAUAGCCGAUGAGCUGCUGUGCGUCCGAGCCGGAGAUCCGUUCAAGAUCCCCGUCAUCAUCGCCGGCCGGCCUGUUCCCAAGGUGACCUGGGACUUUGACGGCAAAGCCAAGAAACACAAGAAGAACAAGCUGCACACGCUGCCGGUGGACUCCGAGAUCGAGUCGACCGACACAACGUCGACCGUGACCGUCCCAGUCAGUCUGAGGAGCCACUCGGGACGCUACACCGUCACCGCCAAGAACAAGUCCGGCCAGAAACACAUCAACAUCCGGGUCAACGUCCUUGACGUCCCUGGGCCUCCCAAAGACCUGAAGGUGACAGACAUUACCCGAGCCACCAUGAGGCUGAUCUGGAAACUGCCAGACAAUGACGGAGGAGAGAGAAUCAAGAGCUACUACAUCGAGAAGAAGUGUGUCACUGACAAGGCCUGGACCAAGGUGAACGCAGCCUGUGCCAGCCAGGCCUUCGUGGUUCCCGGCCUGCUGGAGGGUCAGGAUUACCUCUUCAGGGUCCGGGCGGAGAACAGACUGGGCUUCGGACCGUACACUGUCACCAGUGAACCCGCCAGGGCCAGAGACCCCAUCUACCCCCCUGACCCCCCCACCAAGGUGAAGGUGAACCUGGUGACGAAGGACACCGUCACUCUGACCUGGGAAGCUCCCAAAAACAACGGUGGCUCGCCGGUGAAGCAUUACAUCAUCGAGCGGCUGAGCUGGGACACGAGCGGCAAGGAGAAGGAGACGUGGAAGCAGUGCAACAAGAGAGACGUGGAGGAGCUCACCUUCGUGGUGGAGGACCUGAAGGAGGGAGGAGAAUAUGAGUUCAGAGUGAAGGCCGUCAACGCAGCCGGGCCCAGCCGACCCUCCGCCACCGCCGGGCCGCUCGUCAUCAAGGACCAGACAUGCGCUCCCACCAUCGAGCUCCGCGAGGCCAUCGAGGGCGAGGAGGGAUGUGACGUCAGCAUGGUGGCCAAGGUGAGUGGCUGCCCCUUCCCCACGCUGUCCUGGCAGAAGGCCAGCCUGGCCAAACCCGAGGAGAAGGCGCCGGUCCAGUACGACCAGCACGUCAACAAACUGGUGAGCCAGGACAAGUGCACGCUGCUGGUCCAGCAGUCCAGACGGGAUGACAGCGCCGUCUACACGCUGACCGCCACCAACAGCCUGGGCACGACCUCCAAGGACAUCAAGCUCACCGUGCUGGGCCGGCCUGGCCCACCCGUCGGACCCAUCAAAUUCACCGAGGUGUUUGCCGAGAGGAUCGGCCUGUCCUGGGGCCCUCCCAAAGAUGACGGUGGGUCCAAGAUCACCAACUAUGUCAUUGAGAAGCGCGAGGAUAACAGGAAGUCCUGGGUCCACGUCACCGAUGACCCCAAGGAGUGCGCCUACGUGGUGACCCGGCUGACGGAGAAUCACGAGUAUGAGUUCAGAGUCAUGGCCCAGAACAAGUUCGGAGUCGGACCGCCUAUCACUAGCGAGCCCGAGAAGGCCAGGAAUCUCUUCACUGUCCCAGGCCAGUGUGAGAAGCCCACAGUGACCGAGGUCUGCCUGGAGUCCAUGACUGUCAACUGGGAUGAGCCCAAGUACGAUGGCGGCUCCUCCAUCACCGGAUACUUCAUUGAGAAGAAGGAGACGACCGGCAAGCGCUGGACCCGGGUCACCCGCGACCCCAUCCGAGCUCUGCCACUGGGCAACAACUGGGACGUCACCGGCCUCCUGGAGGGAGCGCUGUACCAGUUCAGGGUCAUUGCCGUCAACGCCGCCGGCUGCGGCCUGCCGAGCAUGCCCUCUGACCCCGUGCUCUGCAGAGACCCCAUCCAGCCACCUGGCCCCCCCACCCCCAAGGUGACGGACUGGACCAAGUCCACGGUGGACCUGGAGUGGAUCCCUCCCCUGGUGGAUGGAGGCUCCAAGGUGACGGGUUACAUUGUGGAGUACAAGGAGGAGGCCGAGGUGGAAGAAUGGCAGAAGGCUAAAGACAAAGAGAUCAGAGGAACUAAGUUUGUGGUUGCAGAGCUGAAGGAAGGCGGUUUGUACCGGUUCAGAGUCCGGGCCGUCAACGCCGCUGGGGUGGGAGAGCCGGGAUACGUCUCCGAGAUGAUCGAGGUCAAGGACCGGACAAUUCCUCCUGAGAUGGACCUGGACGCCUCGGUGAAGGAGAAGAUCGUGGUCCACGCCGGCGGCACUAUCCGCAUCAUUGCCUACGUCUCUGGUAAGCCCGCCCCAAAGAUCAGCUGGACUCGCGACGACGCCGAGGUGCCCAAGGAGGCCGUAGUGGAGACCACCGGCAUCUCCAACUCACUGAUCAUCAAGAACUGCAGGCGCCAGCACCAGGGCAUCUACACACUGAGUGCCAAGAACGAGGGAGGAGAGAGGAAGAAGGCCAUUAUUGUGGAGGUUCUGGACGUUCCUGGGCCGGUCGGCCUCCCCUUCGCCGGUGAGAACCUGACCACUGACUCCUGCAAGCUGACAUGGUAUUCCCCCGAGGACAACGGCGGCUCUGCCAUCACUAACUACAUCAUCGAGAAGAGAGAGUCGGACCGCAUGGGCUGGACCUCGGUGUCCUACACGGUGACGAGGAACAACGCCGUCGUCCAGGGGCUCAUCGACGGCAAGGGUUACUUCUUCAGAAUCGCCGCUGAGAACAUCAUCGGCAUGGGACCGUUCAUCGAGACAGACAAGAUGGUGCUGAUCAAGGACCCGAUCUCCGUCCCGGAGCGUCCAGAGGACCUGGAGGUCACCGCCAUCACCAAAGACUCCAUUUCGGUCUCCUGGAGGCCGCCCAAGUAUGACGGUGGUGCCGAGGUCACCUCGUACAUCCUGGAGUCCCGUCUGAUCGGCAAGGACAACUUCAGCCGCAUCGGCGGAGAGGACAAGCUGAUGGAGAGGAAGUUCACGCACAGCGGGCUGAAGGAGGGAUCCAGCCACGAGUUCAGAGUCUCGGCCGUCAACCAGGUCGGACAGGGCAAGCCGUCCUUCUGCACCAAACCCAUCCAGUGCAAGGAGGAGCUGGAACCUCCCACUUUGGACCUGGACUUCAGAGACAAGAUGAUGGUGAAGGUUGGCGACAUCUGCACGCUGCAGGGCCGCUACUCCGGCAAGCCGGCCCCCGCCAUCACCUGGACCAAGAAUGACGAGGAGCUGAAGGCGGACGAGGAGAUCAGCCUCCACCACACCACCCGGCAUCUCAACAUGACCAUCAGCAAGGCCAAGAGGGAACACAGCGGCCGCUACUGCAUCAACGUGGAGAACGCCGUGGGAACGCGCAAGGGAAUCUGCACCGUCACUGUCGUCGACCGUCCUCAGCCUCCCGAAGGCCCCGUGGUGUUUGACGAGGUCUACAGAAACUACAUGGUGAUCUCCUGGAAUCCUCCUCUGGACGACGGAGGCUGCGCCAUCUCCAACUACAUCAUCGAGAAGAGAGACACCAACCGGGACCUGUGGAUGCCCGUCACCUCGUCUUGCACCAGGACAACUUGCCGGGUGCCGAAGCUGAUCGAGGGUCGUGAGUACAUCAUCAGGAUCAUGGCUCAGAACAUCUACGGCAUCAGCGACCCCCUGCUGUCUGCUGAGACCAAGGCCAGGGAUGUCUUCAGGGUGCCAGAUGCUCCUAAACAGCCUGUGGUGAAGGAGGUUUACCACGACACCGCCCUCAUCAGCUGGGAGCCUCCUGCAGACGGAGGGAAACCAAUCACUGGAUAUAUUGUCGAGAGAAAAGAAACUAUGGCCAACAGGUGGUUCCGCUGCAACACGGAGCGUAUCUAUCCCAAAGUGGAGUACUGGGUCCAGGAGCUGCUGCAGGGCUGUGAAUAUGAGUUCAGAGUCAGUGCAGAGAACGUGGUGGGAGCGGGAGACCCCAGUCCCCCCUCCAAACCUGUGUUUGCUAAAGAUCCAAUCGUGAUCCCCGGCCCACCAAUUAACCCUGAGGCCAUCGACUGGACCAAGGAGUCUGUGUCUCUGUCCUGGCAGCCUCCUAAAGACACUGGCAGAGGAAAGAUCUUCGGCUACCUUCUGGAAUACCAGAAGGCUGGAGAGGAGGAGUGGAUCAAGGUAAAUCAGACCCCAGACUCCUGCCAGGAGACCAAGUUCAAAGUGAUCAACCUGGACGAGGGAGCUCUGUACCGCUUCAGGGUCAUGGCCGUCAAUGCUGCCGGAGAGUCUGAGCCUGCUUACGUCAAGGAGCCCAUCAGAACUCAGGACAGACUCGAGCCCCCAGAGCUGUUGCUGGAUGCCGGCAUGACCCGUGAGGUGAAGGCCAUGGCUGGAACCCAUAUCACUCUGAUGGCUGCUAUCAAGGGCAAGCCCUUCCCCACUGUCACAUGGAAGAAGAACGAUGCUGAGGUGCCAACCAGGGCUGACAUCGAGACCAACCAGGCUGGCACCAAGCUGGAGAUGAGGUUCUGUAACCGUGGCGACUGUGGAGACUACACCCUGACUGUGGAGAACCCAGCCGGGUCCAAGACCGUCACCUGCACUGUGCUGGUCCUUGACAAACCUGGUCCCAUCCAGCACCUGCGGGUGUCUGAUGUGAGGAGUGACUCUGCCUACCUGUCCUGGAAGGAUCCUGAGGAUAACGGUGGUGUUCGCAUCACUAACUUUGUUGUGGAGAAGAAGGACACUGCAGCGACUCAGUGGGUCCCUGUCUGCUCCUCCUCCAAGAAGCGCAGCAUCAUGCUGAAGCACCUGAUGGAGGGAACCUCUUACAUGUUCAGAGUGGCUGCUGAGAACCAGUAUGGCAGGAGUGAAUAUGUUGAAACCCCCAAGGCCAUCAAAGCCAUGAAUCCACUCUUCCCUCCUGGUCCUCCCAAGGAUCUGCACCAUGUUGAUGUGGACAAGACCGAAGUGUGGCUGGUCUGGAACUGGCCUGAUCGGAAUGGAGGAAGUGAAAUCACUGGCUUCUUUGUUGAGUAUCAAGAAGAAGGAGAGAGGGAGUGGGAUGAGUGGAAGACUGUCAGCAUCCCUGAGAGUCACGUGACCGGCCUGGAGGAAGGAAAGACUUAUCGUUUCCGAGUAAGGGCUGAGAACGCCAUCGGCCUCAGCAGACCUGAUACUACCGUCCCCAUCCUCUGCCAGGAGAAACUGGUGCCUCCCAUCCUUGAGGUGGACGCUAAGUUGACAGAUGGCAUUAUCGUCAAGGCUGGCACCACCAUCAGGCUGCCUGCUAUUAUGAGAGGAAUCCCGGUGCCCACUGCUAAGUGGUCCAUCGAGGGCGAGGAAAUCACCAGCGAAGGCAAUGUCAAGAUCGACACUGACAACUUCUCCACUGUGCUCAGUAUCAAUGAGUGCACAAGGAACCACACCGGCAGCUACUUGCUGACUGUGUCCAACCCAGCCGGAACCAAGACAGUGGCCAUGAAUGUGACUGUUUUGGAUGUUCCUGCUGCUCCAAUCGGCCCUGUCAACAUCCUUGAGGUCACUCCUGAUUCCAUGUUAAUUGAAUGGCGUCCACCCAAAGAUGAUGGCGGCAGCCCUGUCACCAACUACAUCGUGGAGAAGAGAGAGUCCAACAAGGAGACCUGGGGAGGCGUGAGCUCUGGCAGCACUGCCACCAAACUAAAGAUCUCUCGCCUCCAGAAGGGAGUGGAGUAUGUGGUUCGUAUUCGUGCAGAAAACAAGAUGGGUAUCGGAGCUCCUCUGGAGAGCAAGCCCACUGUGGCCCAGCACUCAUUCUUGCCACCUAGCCAACCCGGUAAGCCGCAGACCUCUGACAUUACAGAGGAUGCUGUUACAGUCGGCUGGACCAUGCCCCUGUCUGAUGGUGGCAGCCAAAUCACUGGCUACCUUAUUGAACGUAGACACAAGGGAGGAAAGUGGAUCCGUGUGAACAAGACACCUUGCAAGGACCUGAGGUACAGAGUCAUGGGGCUGUUUGAAGGCAACGAUUACGAGUUCAGAGUCUUUGCAGAGAAUAUUGCUGGAUUCAGUGGUCCUUCGCCCAUCUCUGACCCCUGCAAGCCAUGCAGGCCCAUCACUGUCCCCAGCCCUCCUGUCAACCCCAAAGUUAAAGACUAUAGCAAGAUCACUGCUGACCUGGUGUGGACCAAACCCACCAGAGACGGAGGUAGCCCCAUCCUUGGCUACACAGUGGAGAUGAAGAGGGCUGAUACUGAAGAGUGGAAGAAGGUCAACCUAGAUGACUUCAUCAAGCAAUGCGCCUUCAGAGUGAAGGGUCUGGAGGAGGGCGUUGAGUACAGGUUCCGCGUCCGUGCCACCAACAUGAUUGGAGACGGAGAGCCCAGAGAAGUCCCAGAGUCCAUCACUGCUCAGGAUAUUCUCAUCCCCCCAGAGAUUGAGAUGGAAGCCACCUGCCGUGAGCGUGUCACUGUACGUGUGGGACAUAACGUUAACAUCAUUGGAUACGUCAGGGCCCGUCCUGACCCUGAGGUCCUCUGGUCUAAGGAAGAGACUGUUCUGGAGAACAGCAAGCGCGUCACCAUCAUUCAGAACUUCCCUGUGGUCCAUUUGAGGAUCAAGGAGGCCACCAGGGCCGACCACGGCAAGUACAACCUAAAGGUUUCAAAUGAGGGUGGCGAGGCCUCCUGCAACAUCACAGUCAAUGUGCUGGACAGACCCAGCCACUGCCAGAACCUCCACACGACCUAUGUCACCAAAGACUCCUGCAUGGUCAAUUGGGAGGCUCCCAAGGACAAUGGUGGGUCUGAGAUCACCAACUACAUUGUAGAGUGCCGUGAGCCCAGCGUAAGCAUGUGGUCCAUGAUCUCAUCCGAUUGCACCAACCGCAAAAUAAAGGCCAAGCUAAUGGAGGGACACGAGUACCUUUUCCGAGUCUGUGCUGAGAACAAGAUGGGCCCUGGCCCUGCUCUGGAGACCAAGACCCCUGUCUUGGCCAUUGACCCCAUUGAUAAACCCGGGGAGCCUGAGAACUUCAGGGUCACAGACGUUGGCAAGAACUUUGUCCAUCUCAAAUGGAGGAGGCCAGACUACGAUGGUGGCAGCCCCAACAUUUCCUACAACCUAGAGUGCAAGUCCAAAGAUGCAGAGGAGUGGGAGAAACUGAACACUGGACCACUCAUCAACACUUUCUUCCUGGCCGACAAGUGCAUUGAGAACCAGACAUACACCUUCAGGGUGCAGACCGUCACUGAAGGUGGUGAGAGUGCUUGGGUGAAGCUGACCGAUAUCUUGGUGAAGGAAGAGAUCCAGAAGCCUGUGCUUGACCUGAAGGUGACUGGAACUGUGACAGUGAAGGCUGGAGAGUCAGUGAGAAUGGAGGCUAGCCUGAGAGGAAAGCCACAGCCUGAGGUUAAAUGGGUAAAGGACAAAGCCACUGGAGACAACCCCAGACUCAGCUACGAGACUGGCCCUGACUACUCCAAGUUCCUCAUGACCAAGUCCAGACGCACAGACACUGGAAAGUACAUCAUCACCGCCACUAACACAGCCGGCACCUUCACAGCAUAUGCCAACGUUAAUGUUUUGGAUAUUCCUGGCCCGGUGAGGGACCUCAAGAUCUCGGGCAUUGGAGCUGACAAGUGCAGAGUGGUGUGGGAUCCUCCAGAGGACGAUGGAGGCUGUGAGGUGGACAGCUACAUCCUGGAGAAGUGUGAGACCAGGAGGAUGGUCUGGUCUACCUACUCUGCCUCUGUUGUAACUUCUUACUGCAAUGUCACCCGUCUGGUGGAGGGCAACGAGUAUAUCUUCAGGGUGAGGGCUGAGAACAAGAUGGGAACUGGCCCUCCCAUGGAGAGCAAACCCGUCACUGUCAGGACUCAGUUCAACAAACCUGGUCCACCUGAGGCCCCUGAGGUCACUAAGGUGAGUAAAGACGAGAUGACUGUGGUCUGGGCUCCUCCUGAGAACGACGGAGGAAAGUCCAUCACCGGCUACAUCCUGGAGAGGAAGGAGAAGAGAGCAGUGCGCUGGGUGCCCUGCACCAAGAGCCCCAUCUCUGAGAGACGCAUGAAGGUUGCCAACCUCAUUCCCAACCACGAGUACCAGUUCAGAGUCAAGGCCGAGAACGAGGUCGGCCUUGGAGAGCCCAGCAAGCCCUGCAGACCCGUCGCAGCCAAAGAUCCUAUUGAGCCCCCCGGCCCCCCCGCAGGCCUGAAGGUGGCCGACAGCACCAAGAACUCAAUCACCUUGGGCUGGUCCAAGCCCGUCUACGAUGGCGGAGCUCCCAUCAUUGGCUACAGCCUGGACAUGAGGCUGAAGAGUGAGGCGGACCCUGAGAAACCCUCAGAGGGCUGGAAGAGGAUCGACACCCGCGGCCCGCUGGUCCUCACGGAGUUCACCAUCAGCCAGCUGGACGAGAAGCAGGAGUACGAAUUCAAGGUCUCCGCCCAGAAUCAGGUGGGCUGGGGUCGCCACGCCUACCUGAAGGAGGCUGUCUCACCCAAGGAGAUCCUGGAGGCUCCAGAAAUUGAACUGGAUGCCAGUCUGAGGAAGGGCCUGGCUGUCAGGGCUGGCUGUCCAAUCAGGCUGUUUGCCAUCAUCCGAGGAAGACCCGCCCCCAAGGUGACCUGGAAGCGUCUGGGCGUGGACAACGUGGUCCGCAGAGGUCACGUGGACCAGGUGGACACCAUGUCCUUCCUCGUCAUCCCCGAGAGCACCAGAGAGGAUUCUGGGAAAUACUCCCUGACACUGUCCAACUCGGCCGGAGAGAAGGCUGUGUUUGUCCGUGUCAAAGUCUUGGACACCCCUGGACCCGUCGGUGGCCUGGAGGCAAAUGACAUUACCAAGACGACGGCUCAGCUGUCCUGGUCUCCGCCAGAGAAUGACGGCGGCAGCCCCAUCCUCAACUACAUCGUGGAGAAACGUGAGGUGGACAGGAAGACCUGGACCAAGUGUAUCGAGGACUUGAAGAAGACCAGCUUCAAGGUCACCAACAUGACUCCUGGCAUCGAGUACUACUUCAGAGUCAUGGCCUGCAACAAGUAUGGCAUCGGCGUUCCUCAGGACUCGCCCAAGUCCUACCUGGCGGUGGAUCCCAUCAGUGAGCCCGACCCUCCCAAGAAGAUGGACGUGUUGGAGAUCACUAAGAACAGUGCCACACUCGGCUGGCUGAAGCCCCUCAGGGACGGAGGAGCCAAGAUCAACGGCUACGUGGUGGACUACCAGGAGGAGGGCACUCCUGAGGGCAAGUGGACGCCGUACUCGGUGGUCAAAGACCUGACCAUUGUGGUGGUUGGCCUGAAGGAGGGAACCAAGUACAGGUUCAGAGUGGCUGCCAGGAACUCGGUGGGCGUCAGCUUGGCCAGAGAGGCAGAGGGCGUGUUCGAGGUCAAGGAGCAGCUCAUGGCUCCUAAGAUCAUCAUGCCUGACAUCGUGACGUUCAGAGCCGGAUCCAAGAUGGUGGUGGAGGCGAUCGUGGCUGGCAAACCUCCUCCAUUCUGCAAGUGGAGGCAGGGCAGCGAGGACGUCCUGACCUCGGACCGCCUGUCCGUGGUGAAGACGUUGACCUCCUGCACCCUCAUCAUCAAGAACCUGACCCGGAAGGACAGCGGCUACUACAGCCUGUCAGCUGAGAACAGCACCGGCAAGAUCAACCAGAUCCUGCGAGUCAUCGUCAUGGACAUCCCUGGACCUCCUGAAGGUCCUCUGGAGGUCACUGAGCUGGACAUCGACGCCUGCACGCUCCUCUGGAACUCCCCUCAGGAGGACGGAGGCAGCAACAUCACCAACUACAUCGUGGAGAAGUGCGACGUCAGCCAGGGAGACUGGGUGACCGUCUCCAGCUCCUGCACCAAGACCAGCUUCAGGGUGACCAAACUGACUCAAGGCAAAGAGUACGGCUUCCGCGUCCGUGCAGAGAACAGGUUCGGCAUCUCCGAGCCCAUCUACUCCGAGAAGAUGAUCGCCAGACAUCCAUUUGAUCCUCCCAGUGAGCCCAGGAACUUGCAGAUCAACAAGAUCAAUAAGGACUACGUGAUCCUGUCGUGGGAGCGGCCCAGCAGCGACGGCGGCAGCCCAAUCACCGGCUACUGCAUCGAGAGGAAAGAGAGGAACAGCCUCCUGUGGGUCAAAGCCAACGAGUCGGUGGUCAAGGCCACCCAGUACACCUGCUCGGGGCUGAUUGAGGGCCUGGAGUACACCUUCAGAGUGUCUGCGCUCAACCUGGCGGGACAGGGCAAACCCUGCAAACAGACCGACUUCAUCACUGCCAGGACCGCCGUUGACCCGCCAGGCAAACCAGAGCCGAUGGAUGUGACCAAGAACUCCGUCUCCUUGGUGUGGAGCCGGCCCAGGCACGAUGGAGGCAGCAAGCUGAUUGGCUACUACGUGGAGUACACCAAGCUGCCAGAGGAGAAGUGGACCCGCUGCAACACCAACUGCAUGAACAUCCAAACUGAGGACUACGUGGUGACGGGCCUGGAGGAGGGAGCACAGUACCAGUUCAGAGUCAUCGCCAAGACCGCCAUCAACAUCAGCCUGCCCUCCGAGCUGUCCGACCCCAUCCCAGUCAUCGCUGAGAACGUUCCACCCCGCGUGGAUCUGGGUGUCAACAUGAAGACCCUGAUAGUGGUGAAAGCCGGAGAGAACAUUUUCUUGGACGCCGAGGUGUUUGGCAAGCCUCUGCCCAAGGUGAGCUGGAAGAGAGACGGAGCUCCGCUGGUCCUGGCCGAGGGAAUGAAGAUGAGCCAGAAGAAACAUGUCCACCUGCUGGAGCUCUACUCCGUCACCAGGAAAGAGUCCGGAGACUAUACCAUCACCGCCGAGAACAUCAAUGGCACCAAGUAUGCCACCAUCAAGGUCAAGGUGCUAGACAAACCGGGCCCCCCAGCAUCGGUGAAAAUAAGCAAGGUGUUUGCUGACCGAGUCAAGCUGAGGUGGGAGCCCCCUCUGGCAGAUGGUGGCUCUGAAAUCACUAACUACAUCAUCGAUAAGAGAGAGACCAGCAGGGCCAACUGGGCGCUGGUCACCUCCAACAUCCACGGCCACUUCACCGACUGCUCCGUGGAGAAGCUCAUCGAGGGACACGAGUACCAGUUCAGAGUCAGUGCUGAGAACCAGUAUGGAGUGGGAGAUGCCAUCAUGACUGACCCCGUCAUGGUCAAAAACCCAUACGAUGUGCCUGGUCCUUGCGACCCUCCGGUCAUCACCAACAUCACCAAGGACUCCAUGACAGUCAGCUGGAAGGCACCGGCCAAUGACGGCCGAGCCACCAUCCUCGGCUACAUGGUGGAGAAGCGCGAGGCCACCGAGCUGACGUGGGCCAAGGUCAACCGCAAGCCAGUGAUCGACAGAACCAUCAAGGCAAACCAGCUGACUGAGGGCUCAGAGUACGAGUUCAGAGUUAUUGCCAUAAACAAGGCUGGUUUGGGUAAACCCAGUGACGCAUCCAAUGCUGCCCUCGCCGUGGACCCCGUCUAUCCCCCCGGACCUCCUGCCUUCCCCAAGGUGGUGGAUUCCACAAAGAGCAGCAUCAGUCUGACUUGGACCAAACCAGCGUACGAUGGUGGGUGUGAGAUUAUCGGCUACCUGGUGGAGUGCAAGAGAGCCGAAGCUGAAGACUGGAUGAAGUGUAAUGUUCCCAAAAAGCUUCAGGCCACCAAGUUCCUGGUGACCGGCCUGAUGGACAGCACAGAGUACCAGUUCAGAGUCACUGCUGUCAACAAGAUUGGAUUCAGUGAGCCCAGUGAGGUUCCUGGGAACCACAUGGCCAAGGACAUCCUCAUUGCUCCUGAGGCUGAGCUGGACGCUGAGCUGCGUAAAGCCCUGGUGCUGAGAGCCAGAGUCACCAUGAGACUCUAUGUUCCCCUAAGAGGACGACCAGCACCCAAAGUCACCUGGACCAAGGUGGAUGCCAACCUUAAAGAGAGGCAGGGUCUGCUGAUCAAGACAUCAGACUGGGACACCCUGCUGAUGAUCGAGGACGUCAACAGAUACGAUGCAGGAAAAUACGUUCUCACCCUAGAGAACAGCAGCGGCUCCAAGAGCUACACCAUUGUUGUCAAAGUCCUCGACUCUCCUGGACCUCCAGUGAACCUGAUUGUCAAGGAGACCUCCAGAAGCCACGCCUGCAUCACCUGGGAUGCUCCUCUGAUCGAUGGCGGCGGCCCCGUGAAAAGCUACAUUGUGGAGAAACGCUUGGCAGAGAGGAAGGCCUGGACCUGUGUCUCUGCUGAAUGCCCCAAGACCUCCUUCAGGAUCACCAACCUGGAGGGAGGACAGGCCUAUUGCUUCCGAGUGUUGGCGGAGAACGCCUAUGGCAUCGGAGAGGGCUGCGAGACCGCCGGCAUCGUCAGAGCCUCCGAGCAACCUGGCCCAGUGAUGGACUUUAAGCCACAGAAGAUUUCAAAAGACUCGGUGACCCUGGGCUGGAAGAAGCCUGUAAGUGAUGGAGGCAGCCAUGUCACCGCCUACAUCCUGGAACAGAGCGAGGGGGAGGAGAAGUGGAAGCAGAUCAUGAAGAGCAAGAACACCGUCCACACCAUUGGGGAGCUGACAGAGGGCAAGGAGUAUGUCUUCAGAGUUAAAGCCCUCAAUGAGUCUGGAGAGGGACCCCCCACUGAGCUCACCAUCCUGGCUAAAGACCAGUUUGUGCUUCCUGACUGUGAUUUGAGUGGCCUGCAUGACCUGUGUUAUGUGGCCAAGGAGGGCAGCACCAUGCGUAUCAACAUCCCCGUCAUUGGCGUGCCAUACCCAACUGCCUCCUGGAAGAAGGGUGACGUCACACUCGGAGACACUGGCCGGAUGUGUGUGGAGGCCUCUCAGGGCAUCACCACCCUGCUGAUCAGAGACUGUCAGAGAGGAGAUGCUGACACCUACGCCAUCAACGUCAGGAACAGCGCUGGCUCCAAAGACUGCAAGUUCCAGCUCAAAGUAGUUGGCAAGCCCGGCAUCUGCACCGGACCAAUCAAAUUUGAUGAGAUCACAGCUGAUGGUAUCACCCUCGAGUGGGGACCACCCAAGGAUGACGGUGGAGCAGAGGUGUCUAACUACAUUGUUGAGAAAAGGAGGACCACAGACAACAAGUGGGCCACAGUGGCUUCUGCAAUCCAGAAGAACACCAUGAGGGUAAUAAGGCUCCAUGAUGGAAUUGAAUACAUCUUCAGAGUGUUUGCUGAGAACAAGUAUGGGGUUGGAGAGUAUCUGAGGUCAGACCCUGUCAUCGCCCAGCAUCCAUUCAAUGUGCCUGAGGCUCCUGCUCCUCCAAAGAUAGUGAGCAUCCGCCAUGAGUCGGCCAUCUUGACCUGGGAGGACCCCAGGGACACUGGUGGCUCCCCAAUUACUGGAUAUCAUAUGGAGUUUAAGGAGAGGAACAGCCUGAUGUGGAAGCGGGCCAGUAAGACUCCUCUCAGAGUGAAGGAGUGCAGAGUCACUGGCCUGAUAGAGGGACUAGAGUAUGAGUUCAGAGUGAUGGCCAUGAACAUGGCCGGCCUGGGAAAGGCAAGCAGGGUCACUGAUGCUGUAGUUGCCUUGGAUCCUAUUGAUCCCCCUGGCAAGCCUGAUGUAAUCAAUGUCACCAGGAGCACAGUGACUCUGAUGUGGACUGCUCCGAAGUAUGAUGGCGGCCACAAACUGACUGGCUACAUGGUAGAGAAGCUGGAGGCUAACACCAAGGCCUGGAUGAAGGCAAAUCAUGUCAGCAUCCAGGGCUGUGCCUUCACUGUCACUGACUUGACUGAAGGAGCUCAGUAUGAGUUCAGGAUCAGGGCCAAGAAUGCAGCCGGUGCUAUCAGUGUUCCUUCAGAGCCCACUGAGCUUCUGACUUGCAAAGAUGAGUAUGAGCCACCCACCAUCACCAUUGACCCAGAGAUGAAGGACGGUGUUUCGGUCAGGGCAGGAGACACAAUUGUGGUCUCUGCCUCCAAGAUUUUGGGGAAACCUCCCCCCACUGCUGUCUGGUCUAAGGCAGGCCGUGAGAUAAAGAACUCUGAUGUUGUCACUGUCACAAGCACCCCCACCUCUUCCACGCUUGCUAUCAAGUAUGCCAGUAGGAAGAACACUGGAGAAUAUACCAUCACUGCCAGCAACCCCUUCGGCAUCAAGGAAGAGCACGUCAAGGUUAAGGUUCUGGAUGUCCCUGGACCUCCAGGGCCCAUCGAAGCCAGCAACAUUUCAGCUGAAAAGUGCACCUUGACCUGGUUGCCUCCAGAAGAGGAUGGAGGCUGCUCCAUCAAGUCUUACAUCCUCGAAAAGAGAGAAACGAGCCGCCUGCUGUGGACCAAGCUAGCAGAGAAUGUCAUGGACUGCAGAUAUGUAGCAAGCAAACUGAUUAAGGGUAAUGAGUACAUCUUCAGAGUGUCUGCUGUGAACCAGUAUGGCACUGGAGACUCAAGUCAGUCUGGUCCAGUCAAAAUGGUUGACUCUUUUGGCCCACCAGGCCCACCCUCAACCCCAGAAAUUGAUAACAUCAGCAGGAAUGCUGUCACCAUUUCCUGGAAGAGACCAGCUGUGGACGGAGGAAGUGAUAUAAGAGGAUACUGUGUAGAGAGAAAAGAGAGAAGAGGAAUGAGAUGGGUGAGAGCCUGUAAGAGGACAGUCCCUGACCUGCGCUUCAAGGUGCAGGGCCUGAGUGAAGGAGUAGAGUAUGAGUUCAGAGUAACUGCUGAGAACAAGGCUGGAUUUGGGGAGCCCAGUGAGCCAUCUCGCCCUGUUAUGACCAAGGAUAUUGUAUACCCACCUGGUCCUCCAUCCAACCCCAGAAUUACAGACACCACAAGAACCACAGCCACAUUUAGCUGGGGUCGACCCCAUUACGACGGUGGCCUCAGUGUCGACGGGUACAUUGUUGAAUACAAGAAGGAUGGGCAUGAUGACUGGGAAACAGAGAAUCAGAUCCCUCUGAAGGCCACUGACUACAUCAUUGGUAAACUUCAGAAGGGAGGCAAAUACCACUUCAGAGUAAGAGCUGUGAACUCGGAGGGAAUUGGUGAGCCUGCUGAGGUUGAGCAGGUGACUGAUCUGGUGGACCGGGAGACGCUGCCAGACUUUGAAUUGGAUGCCGAACUGAGGAGAACCUUGGUGGUCAGGUGCCGUGCCUCAAUCCGUAUGUUUGUUCCCAUCAAAGGCCGCCCUGUGCCUGAAGUAACCUGGAGCAAGGAAGACACUAACCUGAAGACACGUGCACACAUUGAUACCACAGAGUCCUAUACUCUGCUAGUUAUUCCUGACUGCACCAGAUAUGAUGCUGGCAAAUAUCACCUUUGUUUGGAGAAUGUUGCUGGAAAGAAGACUGGCUUUGUCAAUGUCAAAGUUCUGGACACACCAGGACCCCCAGUCCACCUCAAACCCAGAGAGAUCACCAAGAACAGCAUCACUCUGCAGUGGGAAAUCCCCAUCAUUGAUGGUGGAUCCAAGAUUCACAACUACAUUGUUGAGAAGAGAGAGGCCACCAAAAAGGCCUACACGGUGCUUAGCACCACAUGGCAGAAAUGCUCCUUUAAAGUCCCCGACCUGGAAGAGGGUUCGCAUUAUUAUUUCCGUGUGUCUGCUGAGAAUGACCUUGGUGUAGGUGAGCCCGCUGAAACCCCUGAACCCAUCAGGGUGUCCCAGGCCCCCUCUGCCCCUGAAAACCUGUACGUCACAGAUGUGAGUGCUGACAGUGCCAGCCUGGCAUGGACCAAGCCUCUGCAUGAUGGUGGAAGCUUGAUCACAGGAUAUGUCAUUGAGCACCAGAAGAAAGAUACUGAACAGUGGGUUCAUGUGACCACCAUCAAGGCUCUAGACUAUGUUGUCACAGAUCUGAUUGAGGGUGCAGAGUAUACCUUCCGCAUCAUGGCAGUCAAUGCAUCAGGCAGGAGCGACCCUCGUGAAAGUAGGCCUGCUGUCAUCAAAGAGCAGACUACUGCCCCAUCCUUUGACUUACGUGGAGUCUACCAGAAGACAGUAAUUGCUAAGGCUGGGGAUCGUGUCAAGGUGGAAAUCCCAGUGCUUGGUAAACCCAGACCUGUGGUUUCCUGGAAGAAGGGAGAUACUGUGCUAAAGGAGACACAAAGAAUCAACACAGAAACAACACCAACAUCAACCAUUCUUAAUAUCAGUGAAAUAAAGAGGACUGAUGGAGGCCAGUAUUCCAUGACAGGAAAGAACAUCUUGGGCACAGUAACUGAGACCAUCACAGUUCUGGUCCAUGACAUUCCAGGGCCUCCCACAGGACCCAUCAAGCUGGAUGAGGUGUCAUGUGACCAUGUUCUGAUGUCUUGGGAGGCACCAGAGAAUGAUGGCGGUGUUCCCAUCAACAAUUACAUUGUUGAGAUGAGAGAGACUACUGGUACUUCCUGGGUGGAGCUGGCAGCUACAGUCAUCCGCACCACAUUCAAGGCAGCCCGCCUUACCACUGGAACUGAAUAUCAGUUCCGUAUUAAGGCCCAGAACAGAUAUGGAAUUGGACCUUGCAUUGUCUCUGACCCAGUGGUGGCUGCUUAUCCAUUUGAUGUGCCAGGGCAGCCAGGCAUUCCUGUGGUCACAUCCUUCAAUAAAGAUGCUAUGAAUCUGAGCUGGAAUGAGCCAUCUACCGAUGGAGGAAGCCCCAUCCUGGGAUACCAUGUGGAGAGAAAGGAGAAGAACAGCAUUCUCUGGCAGAAAAUUAGUAAAGCACUCGUUGUUGGAAAUAUCUUUAAAUCAACAGGUCUUGUUGAUGGAAUUGCAUAUGAAUACCGUGUCAUUGCUGAAAAUAUGGCUGGCCUGAGCAAAGCCAGCAAACCCUCUGAGACUAUGUAUGCCUUGGACCCAGUGGACCCACCAGGCAGGCCUGUCGCACUGAAUGUCACAAGACAUGAGGUGACUGUUUCAUGGACCAGACCAGAGGUUGAUGGUGGAUUUUCCAUCACUGGAUAUACCGUGGAGAGGAGAGAGCUACCAAAUGGACGCUGGCUCAAAGCCAAUUUCAACAACAUCCUUGAGACCAUCUACACAGUCAGUGGUCUAACUGAAGAUGCCACUUAUGAAUUCCGUGUGCUUGCUAGAAACUCAGCUGGUGCGGUUAGUGCACCAUCCCAGCCAUCAGAGGAGAUCACAUGCCGAGAUGACAUUGAAGAGCCCAGGCUUGAUGUUGAUUCCUCCUACAGCAGUAAUGUCAUUGUCAUGGCAGGAGAGGUGUUCAAGCUGGAGGCCAAUGUGACUGGCAGACCAAUUCCAUCUCUGGUGUGGACCAAGGAAGGAAAGGAGCUUGGUGACACAGCCAAGUUGGAGAUCAGGUCUUCUGACUUCCACACAAUUCUGGUGAACAAAGACUCUUUGAGGAGAGAUGGUGGUGCUUUUACCCUGACAGCUAGCAAUCCUGGUGGUUUUGCAAAGUUUACAUUCAAUGUCAAGGUGCUUGACAGACCUGGUCCACCAGACUCACUCACUGUUUCUGACGUCACUGCUGAAAAGUGUGUCCUCAACUGGCUCCACCCCACACAUGAUGGUGGUGCCAAGAUUGAAUACUUCAUCAUUCAGAGACGUGAGACAAGCAGGCUGGCAUGGACCAAUGUGGCAACAGACCUUCAGGCCAACAGGUUUAAGGUCACAAAGCUUUUGAAGGGCAAUGAAUACAUCUUUAGAGUCAUGGCCGUCAACAAGUAUGGUGUUGGUGAGCCUCUGGAGUCUGAGCCUGUCAUUUGUACCAAUCCCUAUGUCCCCAGUGACCCACCACAGCAGCCUGAGGUCACCACCAUCACUAAGGACUCAAUGGUUGUUUGCUGGGACCGCCCUGAACAUGAUGGAGGCAGCAGAAUCAACACCUACAUCAUUGAAAGGAGAGAUAAGACUGGCCUGCGCUGGGUAAAGUGCAACAAGAGGACUGUGUCUGAUCUGCGAUUCAAGGUCUCUGGCCUGACACCAGGACAUGAGUAUGAAUUCAGAAUCCUGGCAGAGAACAAUGCUGGUUUAAGCCAGCCUAGUGCUCCAAGUCCACUCUACAAAGCUAUGGAUACUAUCUUCCAGCCUGGACCUCCAGGGAACCCCAGAGUACUGGACACAACUAAGUCCUCCAUAACCCUUGCCUGGAACAAGCCUGUCUAUGACGGUGGUUCUGAAAUUACUGGAUACAUUGUAGAGACCUGCCUGCCUGAGGAGGAUGAGUGGACCAUCCAUACUCCCAAGAAAGGAUGGACAGCCACUUCCUUCACAAUCACCAGCUUGAGGGAAAACCAGGAGUACAAAAUCAAUAUCUGUGCCACUAAUUGUGAGGGUGUGGGAGAGCCUGCUGCUGUGCCUGGAACACCCAAGGCUGAGGACAGACUGCUCCCUCCUGAGAUUGAUCUUGGAGCGGAGCUACGUAAGGUGGUCUGCAUCAGAGCCUGCAGUACACUCAGACUCUUUGUUCCCAUCAAGGGCAGACCAGCACCUGAAGUGAAAUGGUCAAGAGAACAUGGUGAAUCUCUGGACAAAGCCAACAUUGAAGUCACCUCAUCUUUCACCACUCUCCAAGUGGAAAAUGUGGACAGGUUUGAUGGAGGUAAAUACAUGGUGACUGUGGAGAAUGCCUCAGGAAGCAAGACUGCUUUUGUCAAUGUUAGAGUGCUGGAUACUCCUGGAGCACCACAGAAUCUUUUCAUCAAGGAGGUCACAAGAGAUUCAGUCUCCCUCAUGUGGGAUGCACCCCUCAUUGAUGGUGGCUCAAGAGUCCGCAACUACAUUGUGGAGAAGCGUGAGUCAACUAGAAAGGCCUAUUCUACAGUCUGUGCCAGCUGCCACAAGUCCAGCUGGAAAAUUGGAGAACUGGAGGAAGGAAAGCUAUAUUUCUUCAGAGUCCUGGCUGAAAAUGAAUAUGGUGUCGGCCUUCCAGUAGAGACUGUUGAACCAAUUAAGGUGUCAGAGAAACCUCUACCACCAGGAAAAGUGUCCCUCCGUGAGGUCACAGGCACCAGUGUCACUCUUUCCUGGGAGAAGCCUGACCAUGACGGUGGUAGCAGAAUCACAGGAUACAUUGUUGAGAUGCAAGGGAAAGGAAGUGAAAAGUGGACCCAGGUCAUGGUGGUUAAGACCAAUGAGGCUGUUGUGGCUGGUCUGACACAGGGAGAGGAGUACAUGUUCCGUAUCUCAGCCACCAACGAGAAGGGCGUCAGUGACCCACGCCAACUCAGCAUGCCUGUGGUGGCUAAAGACCUGGUCAUCUCCCCAGUCUUCAAACUGAUCUUCACCACUUUCAGUGUGAUGGCAGGAGAUGAUCUGAAGAUAGACGUACCAUAUGCUGCCUGUCCCAAAGCUACAGUGACUUGGCUCAAAGAUGGUGUUGCUCUCAAAGAGACAACUAGAGUAAAUGCAGACACCUCUGACAAAAACCUUCUCCUGGUCAUCAAGGAGGCUUGCAGAGAUGAUGUGGGCACAUACACCGUUAAAUUGGUCAAUACAGCUGGAGAGGCCACCACAGACAUUAGUGUUAUUGUUCUGGAUAAGCCAGGUCCUCCAACAGGCCCCAUUAAGCUGGAUGAAGUCACCGCUGACAGUGUGGUUCUGUCAUGGAAUCCACCAGAGUAUGAUGGUGGUUGCACCAUCAACAAUUACAUUGUUGAGAAAAGAGACACGUCUACCACUAACUGGCAGAUUGUAUCAGCUACAGUGGCCAGAACCACCAUUAAAGCAGCCCGUUUGAAGACUGGAUCAGAGUACCAGUUUAGGAUUGCUGCUGAGAACAGAUAUGGCAAGUCAUCAGUGUUGCUCUCUGAAACCAUUGUUGCUCAGUAUCCAUUUGAGCCACCCAGCCAGCCACGUUCUGUUAUGGUUCAGUCUGCCACCAAGGAAAACAUGGUGAUUGUGUGGGAGAAACCUAGCAAUGAUGGUGGAAGCAAGAUCCUUGGCUACCACCUUGAGCUCAAAGAAAGAAACAGCAUCCUAUGGGUUAAACAGAACAAACAGUUUAUCCCAGAGACAAGAUUCAAGGUUGUUGGCCUUGAGGAGGGUAUUGAAUAUGAGUUCAGAGUUUAUGCUGAGAACAUUGUUGGCCUCAGCAAACCCAGCAAACUGACUGAGAUGCAAGUAGCCAGAGAUCCUUGUGAUAGCCCAGGAAAGCCAGAGGCUUGUAUUGUCACCAGAAACCAGGUGACCCUCAGAUGGACUAAACCUGAGUAUGAUGGUGGCAGCAAGAUCACAGGCUAUGUGGUAGAGAAGAAGGAGGGAGCUGAUGGCCGCUGGAUGAAGGCCAGUUUCACCAAUGUCAUAGACACCAAGUUUGUUGUCACUGGUCUGACUGAGGACCAGAUUUAUGAGUUCCGCGUCAUUGCCAAGAAUGCAGCUGGUGUCUCCAGUAAGCCCUCUGAGAGCACUGGAACCAUCACCGCCAAGGAUGAGGUGGAUCCACCCAAGAUUGACAUUGAAGCCAAAUAUUCUCAGCCUGUGGUGGUAAAUGCUGGUGAGACCUUCAAGCUGGAGGCUAAUGUUUAUGGUAAACCUGUGCCCACAGUACACUGGAUGAAGGGAAAUCAGGAGAUUACUGAAGCAGCUCGCCUAGAGAUCAAGAACACGGACUUCACAGCCUGUCUGGUUGUCAAAGAAGCCAUUCGUGUUGAUGGAGGCCAGUAUACUCUCCUGGUUAAGAAUGUUGGAGGAGAAAAAACUGUUAACAUUAAUGUCAAAGUUCUUGACAGACCGGGCCCUCCUGAUGGUCCCAUUUCCAUCUAUGGGGUCACCAGUGAGAAAUGCUCCAUUGCCUGGAAAUCACCUCUGCAGGAUGGAGGCAGUGAUGUCUCCCAUUACAUUGUUGAGAGGAGGGAGACCAGUAGACUGGUUUGGACCGUAGUUGAUCCAAAGGUUCAGACCCUAAAUCUGAAGAUUACCAAGCUCCUCCCUGGUAAUGAAUACAUCUUCCGUGUGAUUCCAGUCAACAAAUACGGAGUUGGUGAGCCUCUGGAAUCUGAGCCGAUGAUUGCCAGAAAUCCAUUUGUCACUCCCAACCCACCAACAGAGGUGGAUAUCUCCACUAUUACUAAAGACUCCAUGGUGGUGACCUGGGAGAGACCAACUAAUGACGGUGGCAACCCCAUUCAAGGAUAUAUUGUUGAGAAGCGUGACAAGGAGGGUGUGAGAUGGACCAGGUGUAACAAACGCACAGUAAGCGAGCUGCGCUUCAGAGUUACAGGCCUUAUAGAAAACCGCAGCUAUGAAUUUAGAGUUGCUGCUGAAAAUGCUGCAGGCAUUGGCACACCUAGCUCACCAACAGCAUACUUCAAAGCACUGGAUCCUAUCUUCAAACCUGGCCCACCAAACAACCCCAAAGUGGUAGACACAUCUAGAUCCACUGUCUCCCUGGUGUGGGGCAAGCCCAUAUAUGAUGGUGGCUGUGAGAUUCAAGCCUACAUUGUUGAGGCCUGCAACGGAGCAGUUGAUGAAUGGUUCAUGUGCACUCCUGCCACUGGAAUUACUGAUACUAAGUUCACAGUGACCAAGCUGCUGGAAAAGCAUGAGUACCAAUUCAGAGUGUGUGCCAUCAACAAAGUUGGUGUUGGUGAGCAUGCUGAUGUUCCAGGAAAGAUCCUUUUGGAGGAGAAGCUUGAGGCUCCUGACCUUGAUCUGGAUGCUGAGAUGAGAAAGAUGAUCAGUAUAAGAGCAGCAAGCACUCUCAGGCUGUUUGUUCCUGUGAGGGGACGCCCAGCUCCUGAGGUAAAAUGGGGCAAGGCUGAGGGAGAGAUAAAGGAGACAGCACAGAUUGACAACACAGGCACCUAUGCUUCACUUGUCAUCGAGAAUGUUGAUAGAUUUGACAGUGGCAAGUACACUCUGACAGCAGAAAAUGCAAGUGGAGUGAAAUCAGUCUUCAUAAGUGUCAGAGUCCUGGACUCUCCCAGCCCACCAGCUAAUUUCAUGGUGAAGGAGAUCACCAAGAACUCUGUCACUCUCACAUGGGAACCUCCACUUCUAGAUGGCGGCUCAAAGAUAAAGCACUAUAUUGUUGAGAAGCGUGAGAGCACCAGGAAGGUCUACUCUCCUGUCACCACCUGCAACAGAAUGUCAUGGAAGAUAGAACCUCUCCCAGAGGGUGGAAUCUUCUUUUUCAGAGUCCUGGCUGAGAAUGAAUAUGGUGUGGGUCUCCCUGCUAAAACCAUUGAGCCAGUUAAGAUCUCAGAAAAGCCUCAGCCACCUGGUAAAGUCAGUUUGAUUGACGUUACUCGUAAAACCGUAACCCUCGCCUGGGAGAAGCCCGUGCAUGAUGGUGGCAGUAGGAUCAGCCACUAUGAAGUGGAACUGGCAUGCAAGGACAGUGAAGCAUGGUCUGUGUGUGCUAGUGUGAAAGCGCUGGAGACAGUUGUGACCAACCUACAAAAGGGAGAGGAAUACCAGUUCAGAGUUGUAGCUGUCAACGACAAGGGAAAGAGUGACCCCAGACAACUGGCUCAAACAGUUGUAGCAAAAGACCUUGUGAUUGAACCUGCCGUGAGGCCUAAAACAAGCACCUACAGUGUCCAAGUGGGCUAUGACCUGAAGAUAGAGGUCCCAAUUGCUGGCCACCCAAAACCCACUAUCACUUGGACCAAGGAUGGAGCUGCCCUCAAGCAGACUACCAGAGUCAAUGUCACUGAUACUGCACAAAACACCACACUCACCAUCAAGGAUGCCACCAGAGAGGAUGGGGGAAUGUACAGCAUCAACAUAGCCAAUGCCCUGGGAUCUAAGGAUGCCACUAUUGAAGUGAUCACCCUGGACAAACCAGGCCCACCCACAGGCCCUGUCAAGUUGGAGGACAUUAGUGCUGAGAGCAUCACUCUCACCUGGGAACCUCCCACAUAUACAGGUGGCUGUCAGAUCUCCAACUAUGUGGUGGAAAAGAGAGACACAACCACAACUAACUGGGUAGUUGUUUCUGCUACUGUGGCAAGGACCACAUUUAAAGUCUCCAAUCUGAAGACAGGUGCUGAGUACCAGUUUAGAAUCUAUGCUGAGAACAGAUAUGGAAAGAGUUAUGCUAUUGAUUCAGAGCCUGUUUUGGCUCAGUAUCCAUUCCAAGAACCUGGACCACCAGGAACACCAUAUGUGUCUUCCUACACAAAGGACUACAUGGUUGUUGAGUGGCACAAACCCCCAUCUGAUGGAGGCAGUGCCAUCCUGGGCUACCAUCUGGAGAGGAAAGAGAAAAACAGCAUCCUUUGGACCAAGAUCAAUAAAACUCUUAUCCAGGACUGCAGAUUCAAGUCUACGCCCCUGGAGGAGGGCAUUGAGUAUGAGUAUAGAGUCUAUGCUGAGAAUAUUGUUGGUAUUGGCAAAUGCAGCAAAAUAUCUGAGGUCUAUGUUGCACGUGACCCAUGUGAUCCUCCUGGUCGCCCUGAGGCUAUCAUUGUAACCAGGCACUCAGUGAAGCUAAGGUGGACUGCUCCAGAGUAUGAUGGUGGAAGCUUAGUUACUGGCUAUGUGGUGGAGAAACGUGACCUCCCUGAGGGACGGUGGAUGAAGGCUAGCUUCACAAACAUCCUUGAACAUGAAUUCACAGUUAUUGGCUUAACAGAGGAUUGUAAAUAUGACUUUAGGGUGAUUGCUAGGAAUGCAGCUGGUGCUGUCAGCAAGCCCUCUGAGAGCACUGGAUCCAUCACAGCCAAGGAUGAGGUUGAGCCACCUAAGUGUGAAACAGAUGCUAGGUACAACCAGACCAUUGUUAUCAAUGCUGGAGAGACAUUCAUCCUGGAGGCCAGUGUAGAAGGAAAGCCCAUUCCCACAAUUCAGUGGUUCAAGGGAGAUGUUGAAGUUGAGAACUCAGCGAGAGCUGAGAUUAAAAACACAGACUUUAAGGCUCUGCUUGUUGUUAAGGAUGCAAUCAGAGUGGAUGGUGGACAGUACACACUGGUUCUAACAAAUGUGGCUGGAAGUAAAACUGUUCCAUUCAGUGUGAAGGUCCUGGAUAGACCAGGCCCCUCAGAGGGACCUCUUACUGUUAGUAAUGUCACUGAGGAGAAAUGCUCAUUGUCAUGGUUGCCACCCAGGCAUGAUGGUGGAGCCAGCAUUUCUCAUUAUAUCAUCCAGAAGAGAGAAACUAGCCGCUUGGCAUGGACUGUGGUUUCUAGUGACUGUGGUGCUACCAUGUUCAAAGUCACCAAGCUGCUGAAGGGCAAUGAGUACAUCUUCAGGGUCAUGGCUGUCAACAAGUAUGGUGUGGGUGAGCCUCUGGAGUCAGCACCAGUCAUCAUGAGGAAUCCAUUUGUUCCUCCUGGGCCACCUCAGGAGCUUGAGAUCACAAAUAUCACUAGGGACUCUAUGACUGUCUGCUGGACCCGCCCUGAGACAACUGGAGGUAGUGAGAUUGUUGGAUACAUUGUGGAGAAGAGAGACAGAGCCGGAGUGAGGUGGACCAAGUGCAACAAACGCAGAGUGACAGACUUGCGCUUCAGAGUGACUGGACUGACUGAGGACCAUGAGUAUGAAUUCAGGUUGUCAGCUGAGAAUGCAGCUGGGGUAGGUCAGCCAAGCCAAGCAACACCAUACCUCAAGGCCUGCGAUCCUACCUUUGAGCCUGGCUGCCCCACUAAUGCUCACGUGGUUGACACAACUAAGGACUCCAUCAGUCUAGCCUGGCAUAGGCCUAUAUAUGAUGGUGGUUGUGAGAUCCAAGGCUAUGCUGUGGAAAUUUGCAAGGCUGAUGAAGAGGAGUGGACCAUAUGCACUCCAGCCUCUGGAGUCAAUGCUACUAAGUUUACUAUCACAAAGUUGAUUGAGCAUCAAGAAUACAAAGUGCGCAUAUGUGCUAUCAACAAGCUGGGUGUUGGCGAGCCCACAGAGAUCCAGGGAGUUGUGAAGCCUGUGGAUAAGAUUGAUCCUCCAGAGAUGAUUUUGGACUCAGAGCUCAGGAAGGGAGUAGUUGUCCGUGCAGGAGGCUCCAUGAAGAUCUAUAUUCCAUUUAAGGGCCGUCCUACUCCUGAGAUAAGCUGGGCUAAGGAGGAUGGAGACCUACCUGGUAAAGUCCAGAUAGAAAAUGGUGCAGACUAUACACAGCUCUCCAUUGAGAUUUGUGACAGGAAUGAUGCUGGAAAAUACAUUCUCAAAUUGGAGAAUAGUGCUGGAACCAAGUCAGCCUUUGUCUCUGUCAGAGUUCUAGACACACCGGGAGCCCCACUCAAUCUCACAGUGAAAGACAUUAAGAGGGAAUCUGUCACCUUGACUUGGGAGCCUCCUCUUAUAGACGGUGGUGCCAGAAUCAAGAACUACCUGGUUGAAAAGCGUGAAUCCACCAGGAAGGCUUACUCUAGCGUGGACAACAAAUGCACCAAGACCAGCUACCGCAUUACUGGUCUCACUGAGGGAACUAUCUAUUAUUUCAGAGUCUUAGCUGAGAAUGAGUUCGGUGUAGGCUUGCCAGCUGAGACAGAAGACUCAGUUAAGACUUCUGAGCCUCCUCUGCCUGUGGGAAAGGUCACACUUACUGAAGUGACCAAGACCAGUGUGUCUCUCUCCUGGGAGAAGCCUGACCAUGAUGGUGGUAGCAGGAUCAUGGGCUAUAAUAUUGAAAUGCAGCCUCAGGGCUCAGAGGAGUGGGUUGUGGCCACCACAACUAAAACUUGUGAGGGCACUGUCUUAGGCCUCAGCACAGGACAUGAGUACUUAUUCAGAGUAUCUGCUUUCAAUGAGAAGGGCAAGAGUGACCCCAGACCUCUGGCUGCACCAGUCACUACUAAGGAUGUAACUAUUGAGCCCAGGUUCAAAUUGGCAGUCAACACCUUCACUGUUCAACAUGGAGAAGAUCUGAAGAUUGAAGUCCCAGUGAUUGGACGCCCUGUGCCUAAAGUUGAAUGGAAGAAAGAUGGACACUCUUUGAAGGAGACAACUAGACUAAAUGUGUCCAGCACAACAUCAUCUACUACACUGCGUAUCAAAGAUGCAAACAAGGAGGACUCUGGUAAAUAUACUCUGACAGCCACCAGCAGUGCUGGAACAGUCACACAGGAGAUUACUGUUGUUAUCCUUGAUAAGCCUGGCCCACCCACUGGCCCUGUGAAGAUUGAGGAGGUCAGCUCUAACUUUGUUACUAUGUCCUGGGAGCCACCAGAGUACACUGGAGGUUGCCAGAUCAACAAUUACAUUGUGGAAAAAAGAGACACCACCACUACAGCAUGGCAGAUUGUGUCUGCUACUAUUGCAAGAACAACCAUCAAAGUCACCAAGCUGAAAACUGGAGUUGAAUAUCAAUUCAGAGUGUCUGCUGAGAACAGAUAUGGAAAGAGUGCUGCCAUUGUCUCUCCUGCCGUUAUUGCUCAGUAUCCAUUCAGUGUGCCUUCUGCACCAGGAACACCAUUUAUUUCUGCUGUGACCAAGGAUAGUAUGGUGGUGGAGUGGAAACUUCCCAACAACAAUGGAGGCAGCCCCAUCCUGGGCUAUCACCUGGAGAGGAAGGAGAAGAAUAGCCUCAUGUGGACUAAACUCAACAAACUGCUAAUCCCUGACCCCCGCUUCAAGACCACAGAGCUGGAGGAAGGUAUUGAGUAUGAAUUCAGAGUCUGUGCUGAGAACUUGGCUGGACUCAGCCCUGUAAGCAAGGUCUCUGAGACCACAGUAGCCAGGGACCCCUGUGACCCACCGGGCACUCCCGAGGCUAUAGAUAUCACCAGAAACCAUGUUACACUCCAGUGGACAAGGCCACAAUAUGAUGGAGGUUGUCUCAUUACUGGCUAUGUGGUGGAGAGGAGGAAGCAUCCUGAUACCCGCUGGAUGAAGGCCAGCUUCACCAACGUCAUUGACACUCAGUUUACAAUCACUGGUUUGACCGAAGACUGCAUCUAUGAGUUCAGAGUCAUUGCCAGGAAUGCAGCUGGCAUCCUCAGUGCUCCUUCUCAAAGUACAGGAGAAAUUACUGCCAAGGAUGAGAUUGAAGCUCCAGAAGCUACCAUGGAUCCUAAAUUCAAGGAUAUGACUGUUGUUCAUGCUGGUGAGACAUUUGUCAUUGAUGCUGACUAUACUGGCAAGCCUCUGCCUGAUGUCAUUUGGCUUAAGGAUGGAAAGGAAAUUGACAAGACCACACCAAGAAUGGAGGUCAAGACCACAAUCACCCACACCAUCCUGACAGUCAAGGACUGCAUCAGAGUAGAUGGUGGCCACUUUGUCCUCAAGCUCACCAAUGUGGGAGGGGUCAAAAUGAUCCCUGUUAAUGUUAAAGUGCUGGACAGACCUGGUCCCCCAGACGGUCCACUAGAAGUCAAGGGAGUCACAGCUGAAAAGUGCUAUCUGCACUGGAGCCAUCCCUCACAUGACGGUGGAGCCAGUAUCUCUCACUACAUUAUUGAGAGGAGAGAAACCAGUCGCUUGUCAUGGACCAUGGUUGAGCCCAAGAUUCAGGCCGUCAGCUACAAAAUAACAAAACUUCUGCCUGGCAAUGAAUACAUUUUCAGAGUCACUGCUGUGAACAAAUAUGGUGUUGGUGAGCCUCUGGAGUCUGACCCUGUCAUUGCUCGUAACCCCUUCACUACUCCCAGUGCCCCCUCCACCCCAGAGGCUGGUGCUAUUACCAGGGACUCCAUUGUGCUAACAUGGGAGAGGCCAGAGAACAACGGCGGGGCAGAGAUUGAGGGAUACAUUCUGGAAAAACGUGACAAGGAUGGUAUCAGAUGGACCAAGUGCAACAAGAAGAGGUUGAAUGAUCUGAGAUUCAGAUGCACUGGCCUCACUGAGGGCCACUCAUAUGAGUUCAGGGUCUCUGCUGAAAAUGCUGCUGGUGUAGGCAAGCCCAGCGCACCAACUGAAUACAUCAAGGCCUGUGAUGCUACUUACCCACCAGGACCUCCAAACAAUCCCAAGGUGACAGACCACUCCAGCACCACUGUGUCCCUUUCCUGGUCCCGGCCUAUCUAUGAUGGUGGAGCAGCCAUCAGUGGAUAUGUUAUUGAGAUGAAGGAGGUAGCAGAGGAGGAAUGGACUGUAUGCACACCACCCACUGGUGUCCAGGCCACUCACUACACUGUUAAGAAACUAAAAGAGAAUGCUGAGUACAACUUCCGCAUCUGUGCUGUUAACAUUGAGGGAGUGGGGGAGCCUGUGGACCUGCCUGGGUCUGUGGUUGCUGCUGAGAAACUUGAGGCUCCUGAGAUUGAACUUGAUGCUGACCUUAGGAAGAUGGUCAAUGUUCGUGCCACUGCUACCCUGCGUCUGUUUGUCACCAUCAGAGGAAAGCCUGAGCCUGAGGUCAAAUGGUCCAAGGCUGAUGGCACUCUGACUGAGCGUGCCCAGAUUGAAGUCACUAGCUCCUACACAAUGCUUGUGAUUGAUAAUGUUGACAGAUUUGACACUGGUAAAUAUGUGUUGACCCUUGAGAACCUCAGUGGCUCCAAAUCAGCCUUCAUCAAUGUCAGAGUUCUAGAUUCCCCCAGCGCUCCUACCAACCUGGAGGUGAAGGAUGUUAAGAAAAAUUCUGUCUCCAUCUCCUGGGAGCCUCCUCUCAUUGAUGGUGGUGCCAAGAUCUCACAUUACAUUGUGGAAAAGAGAGAACAGAAGAGAAUGGCAUUCACCAGUGUUUGUACCAACUGUGUUAGGAACUCGUACAUUAUUUCCGACCUGCAGGAGGGAGGUCUUUACUAUUUCCGUGUGCUGCCUGUGAACGAGCUGGGAGUAGGUUUGCCUGCCUCCACAGAGGCUGUGAAAGUGUCCGAGGCUCCUUUGCCUCCUGGCAAGAUUACUUUAGUUGAUGUGACUCGUCAUAGUGUAAGCCUCUCCUGGGAGAAACCUGAUCAUGAUGGAGGCAGCAAGAUCACAAACUAUGUUGUGGAGAUGCAGCCCAAGGGAGAUGACAAAUGGACCAUCUGCAGUGAAAUCAAAGCACUGGAAGCUACUAUUGAUGGACUCACAACUGGAGAGGAAUACUCAUUCAGGGUGAUUGCUGUGAAUGAUAAAGGCAGAAGUGAUCCCAAGCCUUUGGCUACUCCUGUGGUGGUGAAGGAUAUAACUAUUGAGCCCAUUUUCAACCUGCUGUUCAACACGUACAGUGUUAAAGCAGGAGAUGACCUCAAGAUUGAGGUUCCUUUCAAAGGCAGACCACAGCCAGAGGUGUCCUGGAAGAAGGAUGGCCAGGUACUGAAGCAGACCACCAGGGUCAAUGUUCUCACCUCAAAGACUGCAUCCAAGAUUGUCAUCAAGGACGCAACCAAGGAUGAUGUAGGAAAGUAUGAAAUUACUUUGACCAAUGCAGUUGGCACCAAAACAGCUGAGAUCUCUGUUAUCAUCCUGGACAAACCUGGCCCACCCAGCAACAUCAAGGUGGAUGAGGUGAGCGCUGACUUCAUCUCUUUGUCUUGGGAUCCUCCAACCUAUGAUGGUGGAUGCCAGAUUAACAACUAUGUAGUGGAGAAGAGAGACACUACCACAACCACAUGGCAGAUUGUCUCAGCAACAGUCGCCAGAACCUCUAUCAAGGUGUCUCGUCUCAACCAGGGUACAGAGUACCAGUUCCGUAUCGCAGCUGAGAACCGUUACGGCAAGAGCCACGCCAUUGACUCUGCUCCCAUUGUUGCUCAGUAUCCCUUUGAGCCUCCAGGCCCUCCCACCAACCUCCAUGUUGCCCAUGCCACAAAGUAUGGCAUGCAGGUGGUAUGGGGCAGACCUGCCAGUGAUGGUGGAAGCCCCAUUAUUGGAUAUCACAUUGAAUGUAAAGACCAGAGCAGUAUACUAUGGACCAAGGUCAACAGAGGCCUGCUGGCUGAGAACCAGUUUAAAAUGACAGGCAUUGAGGAAGGCUUGCUGUAUCAGUUCAGAGUCUAUGCUGAAAAUAUUGCUGGCAUAGGUCCAUGCACUAAAGCCAGUGAGCCUGUUGCAGCCAGGGACCCAUGUGAGCCUCCACGUAAUCUUCAAGUCACCAAUAUCACAAGGACAUCAGUGUCCCUCUUCUGGGAGAGGCCGGAGUAUGAUGGUGGAGCCAAGAUCACCGGCUACAUUGUUGAGCGUAAAGAACUGCCCAGUGGCCGCUGGCUGAAAUGUAACUUUACCAACCUGCAGGAAACUUACUUUGAUGUCACAGGCCUUACAGAGGAUGUGCAAUAUGACUUCCAUGUCAUUGCCAAGAAUUCUGCUGAGCUACUCAGUGUUCCCUCUGAGAACACUGGACCUAUCACAGUCAAAGAUGAUGUAGACCCACCCACUAUUAUACUGGACGACAAGCUCCGACAGUUGAUGGUCAUUAAGGCAGGAGAGAUCAUCAGAAUUGAUGCUGACAUCACAGGUCGUCCCCUUCCUGUUGUUUCGUGGUUUAAGGAUGGAAAGGAAAUUGAGGCCAAAGCCAGAUGUGAGGUCACUUCCACUAAUUUCAAAACCACUCUGAUCGUCAGAGAUGUCAUCAGAAGGGACUCUGGCCAAUAUGUUCUCACUCUGCAGAAUGUGGCUGGGACCAGAUCUGUGGCUGUCAACUGUAAGGUUUUGGACAGGCCCGGACCUGCUUCUGGACCUUUGGCAGUGUCUGGCCUCACAGCAGAGAAAUGCACCCUAACCUGGGGACCUCCUCAGGAGAAUGGUGGUGCUGAGAUAAUGCACUACAUUGUGGAGAAACGUGAGACCAGCCGCCUAGCAUGGACUCUUGUCUAUGGUGACAUGAAGGCCACCACUUGCAAAGUGACCAAAUUAUUAAAAGGAAAUGAGUAUAUCUUCAGAGUCAGGGGUGUCAACAAGUAUGGUGAUGGUGAGGCCCUUGAGAGUGAGGCUGUCAAGGCCUUGGAUCCAUUCACUGUUCCUGCUGCUCCCACUAACGUCCAGGUCACUUCAGUCACUGGUGAGGCUAUGACUAUAUGCUGGGAGAGACCAGUGUCUGAUGGUGGCAGCAGCAUCUAUGGCUAUGUCAUUGAGAAAAGAGAGAAGACUGGCCUUCGUUGGUGCCGUGUCAACAAGAAACCUGUUUAUGACCUCAGAGUCAAGGCGUCAAACCUUCGGGAGGGCUGUGAGUAUGAAUACAGAGUGUUUGCAGAGAAUGCUGCUGGUCUUAGUGCUCCCAGCACCCCCUGUCCUCUCACCAAGGCUGAGGAUCCACAGUUCUUGCCCUCUCCUCCUGCUAAGCCAAAAAUCAUUGACUCUACCAAGACCACAGUCACCCUGUCCUGGAACAAGCCACUGUUUGAUGGUGGAUCACCUGUUACUGGUUACAGAGUAGAAUACAGGAAGACAUUUGAUGAUGAAUGGACAGUUGGUGUCCAGAACACCAAGAACACAGAAUUCACUGUGGUGGGAUUGACCCCUGGGGCUGAGUAUGUGUUUAUUGUCAAGUCCAUCAAUAAGAUUGGAGCCAGUGAGCCCAGCCCUGAGACAGACAGACAGGUGGCUAAAGAGAGAGAGGAGGAGCCAGUGUUUGACAUCAGUAAUGAGAUGAGGAAGACUCUUAUUGUGAAGGAUGGUAGCUCUUUUACCAUGACUGUGCCCUUCAGAGGCAAACCUGUCCCCAGUGUUACAUGGACUAAGGCUGAUGUGGACCUGAGAGUCCGUGCUGUCAUUGAUACUACAGACACUUUCACUUCUAUAACCGUGGAGAAGGCCACCCGCAAUGACUCUGGCAAAUAUACUAUCACUCUGUCAAAUGUGGCUGGAACUUCCUCAGUGACCCUCAACGUUAGAGUCCUGGAUUCUCCUGGACCUCCUACCCAUGUGGAGAUCAAGGAGGUGACCAAAACCUCUGCUACUGUGACCUGGGACACUCCUGAGAAUGAGGGAGGUGGACCAGUCAAGAACUACCUGGUGGAUAUCCGUGAAGCCAGUAAGAAAGGCUGGACCAGGCUCACUGACACCUGCCACAGACUGACAUACAAGGUGACGGACCUAAAGGAGGGAGAGGUCUACUACUUCAGGGUCACCGGCGAGAAUGAGUAUGGUGUUGGUGUUCCUGCUGAAACUAAGGAGGGAACCAAGAUCACAGAAAAACCAAGCCCACCACCCAAACUGGGUGUGACUGAUGUGACCAAGGAGAGUGUCUCUCUGGCCUGGGCCAAACCUGAGCAAGAUGGUGGUAGCAGAAUCACCAACUACCUGGUGGAAGCUUUGGAGAAAGGCCAGGAGAAAUGGGUCAAGUGUGGUGUAACAAAGUUCAUCCACUUCACAGUGUCAGGCCUGAGAGAGAAUGCUGAGUACUUCUUUAGAGUCAAGGCCGAGAACCAUGCUGGAUUCAGCGAUGCCAAGGAAAUGGUCACCCCUGUGAUGGUCAAAGACCAGCUUGAAUCUCCUGAAGUCAACAUGAAGGACUUCCCCCAUAACACAGUGUAUGUCAGAGCUGGAUCAAACCUUAAGUGUGAGAUCCCACUGACAGGCCGGCCCUUGCCUAAGGUCACCCUGUCGAAGGACAAUGUGCUACUCAAAUCAACAAUGAGGUUCAACUCUGAGGUCACUCCUGACAGCAUCAAGAUCAUCCUGCGUGAGAGUAUUGCUGGAGACUCAGGACGCUACGAUAUCACUGCCUCCAACUCCAGUGGAACCACCAAGUCAUUUGUGAACAUUGUGGUUCUGGACCGCCCAAGCGCUCCUGUGGGACCUGUGGAACUGUCUGAUGUCACAGAGGACAGCGUGAGCCUGAAGUGGCUCCCACCAGCGUAUGAUGGUGGCAGCCCCAUCACCAAUUACAUCAUCCUGAAGAGAGAGACAACCACAGCCAACUGGGUGGAGGUGUCCUCAGCUGUGGCCCGCUGCACCAUGAAAAUUAUGAAGCUGACCACUGGCCUGGAGUACCAGUUCAGAAUCAGGGCUGAGAAUAGAUAUGGAAUCAGUGAGCACAUCGACUCACCACCUGUCACUGUCAGCCUGCCAUACACUGUUCCAGAUGCUCCUUCCACUCCAGAAAUAACUGCUGUGACACGAGAGAGCAUCACAGUGGCCUGGAAAGAGCCCAAGUCAGAUGGAGGCAGCCACGUGUUCGGCUACCACCUCCAGAUGAAAGACAGGAACAGCAUCCUCUGGCAGAAGGUUAACAGGACGGUGAUCCGUGCCACACACUACAAGGUCACCAACAUCAACCCUGGACUCAUCUAUGAGUUCAAGGUGGCAGCCGAGAAUGCUGCUGGAGUCAGUGCUGUCAGCAACAUCUCUGACGCAGUACUGGCUAUUGACGCUUGUGAGCCUCCCAUCAAUGUGCGUAUCACUGACAUCACCAAGAACUCCAUCAGCCUGGCCUGGCAGAAGCCUAACUAUGAUGGUGGAUCCAAGAUCACUGGUUACAUCAUUGAGAAACGAGAGGGUGCAAAUCCCAGGUGGACCAAGGCUAAUCUUACCAACAUCACAGACACCCGCUACACCGUAACUGGCCUGACACAAGACGAGACCUACAAUUUCAGAGUCAUGGCCAAAAACGCCGUGGGCUCAGUCAGCAACCCCUCCGAGAUCGCUGGACCUGCCACAUGCGUGGACACUUAUGGCGCUCCAGAAAUUGAACUGCCUCAGGAAUACCUCAAUGAGGUUAAGUACAAGGCAGGCUCUGCUGUGGAGCUAACGUUUAAGAUCACUGCUAAGCCUGCCCCCACCAUUGAGUGGCUCAAAGAUGGCAAAGAGCUGGAGCCGAAUGGCCAGCUCUCCUUCAAGCACACAUUUGAGUCCACCAGUUUGUUCCUUAGGGACACAACCCGUCUAAACUCAGGAACCUACGAGGUCAAGGUCAAGAACUCCCUGGGAUCAGCCUUUGCCACUGUCAGGCUGCUCAUUCAAGACAAGCCUGGCCCUCCAGCCGGAGAGAUUCAGUUCAAGAAGGUGACAGCUGACAACAUCACCAUCAUGUGGGCUCCACCUAGCGAUGAGGGCGGUGCCAUGGUAACCCACUACAUCGUGGAGAAGAGGGAGACCAGCAGAAUCAUGUGGUCUAUCGUCUCUGAGAAACUGGUGGACUGCAUUGUCAAUGUGCCCAGGCUCAUCCAGGGUAAUGAGUAUAUCUUCAGAGUCCGUGGAGUAAACAAGUUUGGUGUUGGAGACCCGCUGGAGUCUGAGCCUAUUAUUGCCAAGAAUGCCUUUGUUCCUCCCAGCGAGCCAUCCAAGCCUAAAGUGACCAUGAUCACCAAAUCCACUAUGACAGUGAUCUGGGAACGACCCGCACUGGAUGGAGGCAGUGACAUUGACGGCUACUACCUGGAGAAGAGAGAGAAGAAGAGUCUCCAGUGGUUCAAGGUCGUAAAGGGCACCAUCAGAGACACCAGGCAGAAGGUCAGCAACCUGGUGGAGAACAAUGAGUACCAGUAUAGAGUCUGUGCUGUUAACAAGGCUGGAGCAGGAAACUACUCGCAGCCCUCUGAACUCUACAAGGCCUAUGAUCCCAUUGACCUGCCUGGGGAGCCGUCCAAACUGUGCGUGGUUGACUCCACAAAGACCUCAAUCACCCUGGGCUGGGAAAAGCCUGUUUAUGAUGGCGGCAGUGAGAUCACGCACUAUGAGGUGGAACAGAUGAACACUGAGGACAAAGAAUGGGUGACUAUCAGCUCCAAAGGAGAGGUCAGGACGUGCGAGUAUGUGGUGUCCCACCUCAAACCUGGAACGUACUACUUCUUCAAAGUGUCGGCCGUCAACUCCAAGGGCAAAGGAGAGUACAUCAAAAUGUACCAGCCUGUGCAGGCCAAGGACAUUCUGGAGGAGGCUGAUCUCGACCUGGACGUUCCCAUGACCACUCAGUACACAGCCAAAGCUGGCCGUGACGUACAGGUGUUUAUCCCUCUGAAGGGACGCCCUGCCCCCAAUGUCACCUGGCGUCGUGGCGACCGCAACAUAGCUGGUGACAACCGCUACACCAUUAGCAGUUCUGAGCGUGCCACCAUGCUCCUCAUCCCUAAGGUCACCCGCGACGAUUGUGGCAAGUACUUGCUGGAGAUUGAGAAUGGUGUGGGAGAACCCAAGAUCAUCACUGUUUCCCUGAAGGUUCUGGACAGUCCAUCCACAUGUCAGAAGCUAAUGAUCAAGAAUGUGACAAGAGGAAAGUUGACCCUCAGCUGGGAGCCUCCGCUUAUUGAUGGUGGUUCCCCUGUGACCAACUACAUUGUAGAGAAGAAGGCGUCCACCAUGAAGGCGUACCAGGUGAUGACGGCUGAAUGCCCCAACAGCACCUACAAGGUAACAGGUCUGGAGGAGGAUGUGGCCUACUUCUUCCGUGUGUCUGCGGAGAAUGAAUAUGGUGUCGGCGACACUUGUGAGACCACUGAGCCCGUUCGAGCCACAGAAACCCCUGGAGCAGUGAAAGACCUGGUGAUGUUGGACUCCACAAAGAACUCUGUCACCCUACAGUGGACAAGACCUGACCAUGAUGGCGGCAGCCACAUCAGUGACUAUAUAAUUGAGAAGAGAACCGAGGACGACCCCACCUGGACUCUUGGUGCAACAUGCAAGCGCUGCAGCUGUGAAGUGACGGGACUGAAGGAGAAUGCUGUUAUGGACUUCAGAGUGUUCGCAAAGAACGAGAAAGGCAACAGUGACUACUCCCAGAUUGGACCUAUCACAGUGAAGGACUUCAUCAUUCCACCCGAGGCCAACCUCUCUGAUUUCCCCAAUGGAGAGCUGGCUGUUCAUGUGGGACAGAACAUCCACAUUGAACUGCCCUUCAAAGGUAAACCAAGACCCUCUAUCAGCUGGCUCAAGGACAACUUGCCCCUGAAGGAGAGUGACAAGAUUCGCUUCAGGACCACUGACAACAAGACUUCAGUGACAGUCAGAGGAGUCAAGAAAGAGCAUGCUGGCCAGUACACCUUGGUUCUUGACAACAGAGUGAUCAAGAACUACUUUGACAUUAACGUGAUCACUCUGGGACCUCCUUCUGCACCCGUUGGUCCCAUCCGCUUUGAUGAGAUAAAGGCUGACAGCAUCAUCAUCUCCUGGGAUGAACCAAAGGAGGAUGGAGGUGGUGAGAUCACCUGCUAUAGUGUGGAGAAGCGGGAGACCUCCCAGGCCAACUGGAAGAUGGUCUGCUCCAGUGUAGUCAGAACCACUUUCAAGAUCCCCAACCUUGUUAAGGGAACUGAAUACCAGUUCAAAGUCCGUGCUGAGAACAAGUACGGAGUCAGUGAGCCCCUCAACUCAUCAGACAUCAUUGCCCAGCACCAGUACAAACCUCCAGGUGCUCCAGGUAAACCUGUGGCCUACAAUAUCACCAGUGAUGGCAUGACCAUCCAGUGGGAGGCCCCAGGCUUUGAUGGAGGCUCCCCAAUCCUGGGUUACCAUGUUGAGAAGAAGGACAGGAACAGUCUUCUGUGGCAGAAGGUGAACUCGACCAUCAUCUCCAACAGAGACUACCGGGUCAUUGGUCUAAUUGAAGGUCUGGAGUACUCAUUCAGAGUAUAUGCCGAGAACAAUGCUGGAAUCAGCCCUGUUAGCGAACAGAGCAAGCAUGCUCUUGCCAUCUCCCCUGUUGAUCCACCUGGCACUCCAAACUGCAUUGAUGUGACCAGAGAUUCAGUCACCCUUCAGUGGGAUGUGCCUAAGAGGGACGGAGGCAGUAAAAUUGUGGCCUACAGCGUUGAGAGGCGCCAGGGCAGAGGCAAAUGGCUGCGCUGCAACUUUACCGACAUCAGUGAGACCCAGUUCACUGUGACUGGUCUGUCUCCAGGAGACCGAUUUGAGUUCAGAGUGAUUGCCAGGAAUGCUGUUGGCACUGUCAGUCCACCUUCAAACUCAUCUGGAUAUAUCAUGACCAGAGAUGACAGCAUCUCUCCAGAGAUUGAGUGGAAUAAAGACCAAUCCCUUGUCUUGCGGGCUGGAGAGAAUGUCAAACUGAGCUGCAGCAUUACUGGACGGCCUGUCCCCCAAGUUAUCUGGUAUAAGGAUGGCAGGGAAAUCGACAAGAGGACUAUGAUUGACAUUGAAAUUACCACCAACAUUGGCACCAGCAGCCUGUUCAUCCGCGACGCUGACAGGAACCACCGUGGUAUCUACACCGUGGAGGCCAAGAACAGCUCUGGCAGCAAGAAAGCUGAUGUCAACGUCAGGGUACAAGAUACACCUGGACCUGUUGAGGGCCCCAUUCGUUUCACUGGUAUCACAGCUGAGAAGUGCACCGUGUGGUGGAACCCUCCAGAGAAUGAUGGUUGUGCAGCCAUCACUCACUAUGUGGUGGAGAAAAGAGAGACGUCCAGGAUCUCUUGGGCAAUGGUCACUUCCAAGUGUGAGGCGUGCUCCUUCAACGCCACAAACCUCAUCAAGGGCAAUGAGUACCAAUUCAGAAUUUCUGCCGUCAACAAGUUUGGUGUGGGCAAACCACUGGAUUCCGAUCCUGUCAUUGCACAGAUGCAAUAUACUGUACCUGAUGCUCCUGGUACCCCAGAUGCUACCCAUGUGACAGGAGACAGCAUUACCCUGUGUUGGACCAGGCCCAGGACAGAUGGAGGCAAUGAGAUCAAACACUAUAUCCUGGAGAGAAGGGAGAAGAAGAGUCUGCGCUGGGUGAAGGUUUCCUCCAAGAGGCCAAUCACAGAACUGAGGCACAGAGUCACCAACCUCACUGAGGGCAAUGAGUACGAGUUCCGUGUCAUGGCUGAGAAUGGAGCCGGUGUCGGACCUUCCAGCGGCACCUCCAGGCUCUUCAAAUGCAGAGAACCCACUAGCGCUCCUAGUGCACCCACUGUGGUCAAGGUCAUUGACUCUACCAAGUCCUCGGUCACACUGGAAUGGACAAAGCCUGUCUUUGAUGGUGGCAUGGAAAUCAUCGGCUACAACAUUGACAUGUGUAAGGCCAGUCUGGAGGAGUGGCACAGAGUCAACAAACAGAUUUGCAUCCACACAACAUACACUGCCAAGGGCCUUACGGCCGGAGAACUCUACAAGUUCAGAGUCAGCGCUGUGAACGGAUCAGGACAGGGAGAACCCUCAGUGAUCCCCAACGCUGUUCAGGCCCUGGACAGACUUACUUCCCCUGAGAUUGAUAUCGAUGCCAGCUUCAAACAGACACACAUUGUGAAGAACGGUGGCACUGUCACCCUCCAUAUCGCCUUCCGUGGAAAACCAGCACCUCUUGCCACCUGGUCCAAGGUGGAUGGGGAGCUCCCUGUCAUGGCUGAUGUCAACACCACUGAUUCCUUCUCUACUCUGACCAUCGAGGGCUGCACAAGGUAUGAGGCUGGUAAAUACACUCUGUCGCUGGAGAACAACAGUGGUCAUAAGUCCAUCACCUUCACUGUCAAAGUGCUGGACACUCCUGGACCUCCUGGAGUCAUCACUUUCAAAGAUGUAACCCGUGGAGCCCUGACUAUAAUGUGGGAUGCCCCCACCAAUGAUGGUGGAGCCCGCAUCCACCACUAUAUUGUGGAGAAGCGUGAGGCUAGUCGCCUUGCCUGGCAGGAGGUCAGCUCCAAGUGUUCUCGCCAGAUGAUCAGGGCCACUGGUUUGGAUAUUGGUGUGCCGUAUCUGUUCAGGGUCAUCGCUGUUAACCACUACGGCCAGGGAGAACCACAUGAGAUGACAGAGCCUGUCGUUGCCACAGAGGAGCCUGCACCACCCAAGAGACUUGAUGUUAUCGACACCUCCAACUCCACGGCCUCCCUGGUGUGGUUGAAGCCUGAGCAUGAUGGAGGCAGUCGCAUCAGAGGCUACAUUGUAGAAUGCAAGGCCAAAGGCACCGACCGCUGGAUCACGAGUGGAGAGACCAAGUCCCUGAAGAUGCUGGUGGAGGGUCUUAUUGAGAACACAGAGUACGACUUCAGAGUCAAGGCCAAGAAUGAUGCUGGCAUCAGCGAGCCUCAGGGCACCUUUGGGUCCGUGGUGAUCAAAGAACCUCGUAUUGAACCCACAGCCGAUCUUAGCAGCAUCACAAAUCAGCUUAUCACCUGCAAGACUUCCAAUACUUUCACCAUCGACAUCCCCAUCAGCGGCAGGCCUGCUCCCAAAGUUACCUGGAAGCUGGAGGAGAUGAAGCUGAAGGAGACAGAUAGAGUCUCUGUUAAGACCACGAAGGAGAGAACCACUCUGGUGGUUAAAGACAGCAAGAGAGGUGACAGUGGCAAGUACUACCUGAUCCUGGAGAACGCUGCUGGAGUGAAGACAUUCACAGUGACAGUGCUGGUGGUCGGCAGACCCAGUCCUCCCACAGGUCCUGUGGAAAUCUCUGGAGUAUCAUCAGAGUCCUGCACCCUGUCCUGGUCUGAACCAGCUGAUGACGGUGGCACUGACAUCACCAACUACAUUGUGGAAAAACGUGAGUCUGGCUCGGCCUCCUGGCAAGUGGUUAACUCAAGCGUGAAGAGGACCACCAUCAAGGUGACCCAUCUGACCAAGUACAUGGAGUACACCUUCAGAGUCUGUGCUGAGAACAAGUUUGGAGUCAGCAAGUCCAUUGAGUCUGCUGCUGUAGUCAUUGAGCAUCCAUUUGUUCCUCCAAGUCCUCCUACUCGUCCAGAUGUGGUAUCUAUAACUGCCAAUGCCAUCAGCAUCAAAUGGGACCUGCCUUAUGCUGAUGGUGGCAGUGCUGUGACUGGCUACUGGAUAGAGAAGAAGGAGAGGAACACCAUCCUGUGGGUGAGGGAGAACAAGCUGCCCUGCCUGGAGUGCCACUACAAGGUGUCCAACCUGAUCGAGGGGCUGGAGUACCAGUUCAGGGUUUACGCCAUGAACAUUGCCGGGCUCAGCAAGGCCAGCGAGGCCUCCAGACCGGUGGUGGCUCUCAACCCUGUUGAUGCUCCUGGUAAUCUGGAGGUGACAGAUAUCACUCGCUCAUCUGUGUCGCUGGCCUGGGGAGUGCCCCUCAACGAUGGAGGCAGUAAGAUUGUGGGUUACGUGGUGGAGAGGAAAGUCUACAGCACAGACGAAUGGGAUGACAACCGCUGGUUGAAGUGUAACUACACCACCAUCACCGACACCUGCUUCACCGUCACCAACCUGGGAGAGGGAGAGACCUUCGAGUAUCGCGUCAUCGCUAAGAACGCAGCGGGAGUCCACAGUGCACCCUCUGCCUCUACCGGACCAGUCACAUGCAAGGACGAAUACUCUCCUCCCAAAGCCGAGCUGGACAGCAAACUGGUUGGUGAGACUGUCACCAUCACCGCUGGGUCAGACCUGGUCCUGGAUGGCGCUGUCGGAGGAAAACCAGAACCCAAAGUGUUCUGGUCCAAGGGAGACAAGGUUCUGGAGCUGGGAGAGAAGUACUCCCUGACCUACACUGCCACCAGAGCCAUGGCCAUCAUCAAGAACUGUGACAGAUACGACACUGGCAGAUACAUCUUGACCGUCAAGAACGCCAGUGGAAUCAAGACCGCCGCUGUCAAUGUUAAAGUACUGGACACCCCCGGGGCUCCAGCUGAUAAGAUCGUGAUCAGCAGAGUGACGGAGGAGAAGUGCACCGUCUCCUGGAAGAUCCCCCUGGAGGACGGAGGCGACACUGUAACCCAUUAUAUCGUGGAACGCCGCGAGACCAGCCGCCUUAAUUGGGUUAUUGUGGAGGCUGAGUGCAAGACGCUGUCAUGCGUCAGCAGCCGAUUGAUCAAGAACAACGAGUACCUCUUCAGGGUCAGAGGAGUCAACAAGUAUGGACCUGGAGUUCCUCUGGAGUCAGAGCCCGUCAUCGCCAGGAAUGCCUACACCAUCCCAUCCCAGCCAGGAACCCCAGAGGCCACAGCUGUCGGUAAAGAGCACGUCAUCAUCGAGUGGCUGAAGCCUGAGAGUGACGGAGGCAGCGAGAUCCAAAACUACCUGGUGGAUAAACGAGAAAAGAGCAGCACCAGGUGGACUCGGGUGAAUAAGACCUACACCAUAUAUGACACCCGCCUGAAGAUCACCGGCCUGUUGGAGGGCAGCGACUACCAGUUCAGAGUGACAGCUGUCAACCGCGCAGGGUGCAGCCAGCCGAGUGACGCCACGCCUUACAUACUCUGCAAGGACCCCACAUACACCCCGGCUCCUCCCUCAGUGCCUCGCAUCACCGAUACGACUAAGCACAGCAUCAGCAUGACCUGGACCAGGCCCAUGUACGACGGCGGCUCAGAUGUUUCCGGUUAUGUGGUCGAGAUCCUGGAGGAAGGCUCUGAGCAGUGGUACCGCGCCACAACCAAGGCCCUCAAGACCAACGAAUAUGUGGCCGCUGGCCUGGCAGCCAAUAAGAAGUACAGGUUCAGAGUCGCUGCUGUGAACAGCAAUGGCACCGGCGAGUUCAGUGAACCCAGCGUGGAGACUGAGCCGAUGGAGAGAGUCGACAUGCCAGACCUGGAGCUUGCUGACGACCUGAAGAAGACAGUGUGUUUGCGUGCCGGAGGUACCCUCAGGCUGUUUGUCACCGUUACUGGCCGUCCAACACCAGUGGUGUCCUGGAGGAAGACCGGUGUGGAACUGCAGAGCCGCGGCUUCAUCGAGACCACCGACAGCUACACCUCUCUUGUGGUGGAGAAGAUUGACCGUUACGACUCUGGAAAGUAUACUGUCGAGGCAGAAAAUCCAUCUGGCAAGAAGACGGCCACCAUACUGGUUAAAGUCUAUGAUACUCCUGGACCCCCAGGUUCUGUCAAGGUGAAAGACUACACCAAGGAGUCCGUUGUCAUCACCUGGGACGUCCCAAGCAUUGAUGGAGGUGCUCAUGUCAGCAAUUACAUUGUGGAGAAGCGUGAAGCCAGCAUGAAGUCUUACAAGACCGUCACCACCGAGUGCAGGAAGACGCUGUUCAGAAUCACCGGCUUGGAGGAAGGAGUCCACUAUUUCUUCAGAGUCUUGCCAGAGAACAUCUAUGGUAUUGGUGAGCCCUGUGAGACCAGUGAGGCUGUGCUGGUGUGUGAAGUACCAUCGGUGCCUCUGAACCUCCAGGUUGUCGACGUCACCAAGUCAACAGUCAUCCUGUGCUGGGAGAAGCCGCUCCAUGACGGUGGCAGCAGGCUGACAGGCUACGUAAUUGAGGCCUGCAAGGCGGGAUCGGACAGAUGGAGUGCCGUGGCAACUGUCAAGUCCUCGGUGUUGCAGCACACUGUCCAGUCUCUGACAGAGAAUGACCAGUACUUGUUCAGGGUCAGAGCCACCAACAGCAGGGGAGCCAGUGAGCCCAUGGACAUGGUCACUCCUGUUACCAUCCAGGAUAUCAAAGUGAUGCCCAAGAUCGACAUGACCAGCAUCCCUCAGAAGAUUGUCCACGUGAACCGUGGCAAGCCCAUCGACCUCAACAUCCCCAUCAAGGGCCGUCCUCAGCCCGUCUGCUCCUGGUUCUUUGGAGGUGUCAAGAUGAAAGACAGCCUGGACCGAAUCAAGAUCGACAGCAACGGCAAAUACACCCACCUUGUUGUUCGCGAGACCACCAUCAACGACACUGGAGACUACACACUGGAGGUGAAGAGCGCCAUCGGCAUGGCCACUGAGGUCAUCAAGGUCAUCAUCCUUGACAAACCUGGUCCUCCAGUGGGUCCAGUGAGGAUUGAUGAGGUUGAUGGCGUGUCGGUCACAAUCAGCUGGGAGCCUCCAGAGAAGGAUGGCGGCGCUAAUGUCAGCGGCUACGUGGUGGAACAGCGUGAUGCCCACCGACCAGGCUGGAGCACUAUCUCUGAGUCUGUGACCAGGCCCUGCUUCAAGUUCACCAGGCUCACAGAGGGAACCGAGUACGUGUUCCGUGUCGCUGCCAUGAACCGCUUCGGGGUUGGUGGCUUCCUGCAGUCUGAGGUGGUGGAGUGCAAAAGCCCCAAGACUGUCCCUGGACCUCCUAGCAGGCCAGAGGUGCUUGAUGUCACCCAUGAGGGCAUGACCCUGACCUGGCACCCACCGGAGGACAAUGGCGGCUCCACCAUCGCCGGCUACAUCAUUGAGCGGAAGGAGGCCCGUUCAGACAGGUGGCUCAGAAUCAACAAGAACCCUGUUACCAUGACCAGAUACCGGUCCUCUGGGCUGAUCGAGGGCCUGGAGUAUGAAUACAGAAUCACUGCCAUCAACUCCAGAGGUGCUGGCAAACCCAGCGAGAACUCAGCUAUCACUGUGGCAAUGGAUCCCAUUGAGCCUCCAGGUGUUCCUAUCCAACCCAGAGUCAUUGACACCACCAGGACAUCAGUGUCUCUGGCCUGGCUACCGCCCGAAGAAGAGGGAGGCUCAGUGGUCACAGGCUACCUCAUCGAGAUGCAGAAGGUGGACCAAGUGGAAUGGACCAAGUGCAACACCACUCCUACCAAGAUCUGCGAGUAUACGCUCACCCACAUGCCCCAGGGAGCCGAGUACAAGUUCCGGGUCAUGGCAUGCAAUGCCGGAGGACCCGGAGAACCUGCUGAGAUUCCUGGGGUGGUUAAAGUCCAAGAGAUGCUUGAUUAUCCCGACUACGUGCUUGAUCGCAAAUACGAGGAGGGCUACGUGGUGCGGCAAGGAGGAGUCGUCUGUCUGUCUGUGCCCAUCAAGGGUAAACCUGUUCCCACAUGUAAGUGGACCAAGGACGGCCGCGACAUAUCUCACCGUGCCAUGAUCGCCACGCACGAUGACAUCACCGAGCUAAUCAUCAAGGAGGCCCACAAAGAUGACACUGGCACAUACGACCUGGUGCUGGAGAACAAAUGUGGCAAGAAGGCCGUUUACAUCAAGGUGAAGGUUAUUGGUCGUCCAGAUGUCCCAGAAGGUCCUCUGGAGUUUGACGACAUCCAAGCCCGGUCAGUCAGAGUCAGCUGGAGGCCACCCUCAGAUGACGGAGGUGCCGACAUCCUGGGAUACAUCGUGGAGAGACGGGAGGUCCCCAAGGCUGCCUGGUACACGGUGGAUGCCAGGGUUACCGAAACCUCUCUGGUGGUGAAGGGCCUGAAGGAGAACGUGGAGUACCAUUUCAGGGUCUUUGCUGAGAACCAGUUUGGUGUCAGCAGAUCCCUAAAGUCUGAUGAGUCGAUCACACCAAAGACACCGCUGUGCCCACCAGAGCCUCCCAGCAACCCACCAGAGAUCAUGGAUGUGACCAAGACCACGGUGUCUCUGUCCUGGGCACGACCCAGAGACGACGGAGGCUCCAGGGUUACAGGCUACUAUGUGGAGAGGAGGGAGGUGUCCACGGAGAAGUGGGUCCGCCACAACAAAACCCACAUCACCACCACCAUGUACAAUGUCUCUGGCCUCAUCCCCAAUGCAGAGUACAUCUUCAGAGUCGUGGCCCAGAAUGACAUCGGGCAGAGUGAGCCUGGUCCUGCAUCAGAACCUGUGGUCUGCAAAGAUCCAUUUGACAAACCCAGCCAACCUGGAGAGAUCGACAUCAUCUCUGUCACCAAAGACUGCAUCACCAUCCACUGGCUCAGGCCUGAGUUUGAUGGUGGCAAGGAGAUCCUGGGCUACUGGAUAGAAUUCAGACAAGCUGGAGAGAGCUCCUGGAAGAAGUGCAACAAGGAGCGCUCCAAGGACCGCCAAUUCACCAUGGGCGGCCUGAUGGAGGCCACCGAGUACGAGUUUAGAGUGUUUGCUGAGAACGAGACUGGACUCAGUCGGCCUCGCAGGACUCCAAUGGGCAUCAAGACCAAACUGAGCGUUGGCGAGGCUCCAGCACUGAAGGAAGAGAUCCAGGACGUGACCACCAAGCUUGGCGAGUCUGGCACUCUAAUCUGUGGCAUCAUCGGCAGACCUCUGCCUGAGAUCAGAUGGUACCGCUACGGCAAGGAGCUGAUCCAGAGCCGCAAAUACAAGAUGAGCUCUGAUGGCCGCAACCACUCCCUCAGCAUUCUGACCGAUGAGCAGGAAGACGAGGGCCUGUACACCUGCAGGGCCGUCAAUGAGGCUGGAGAGAUCGAGACCAGCGGUAAACUGCGUCUUCAGGCCGCACCUCAAUUCCACCCUGGCUUCCCUCUGAAGGAGAAGUACUACGCUGGUUCUGGAACUAGUCUCAGGCUCCAUGUUGUCUACAUUGGACGACCCAUCCCCCAGAUCAUGUGGUUCUAUGGCAAGAAGCCUCUGAAUGCAUCGGAGAACGUGAUCAUUGAGAACACAGAGAGCUACACUCACCUGGUGGUGAGGAAUGUACAGAGAAAGACCAACGCCGGUCGGUACAAGGUGCAGCUGAGCAAUGUCUUUGGCACCGUCGACACUGUCCUGCGUGUUGAAAUCCAAGAUAAGCCAUGCAUCCCAGAGGGCCCCAUUGUUGUUGAUGCGCUACUGAAGAACUCCAUCAUCAUUAGCUGGAAGGCUCCCAAGGAUGAUGGAGGCUCCAUGAUCACCAACUACAUUGUGGAGAAGCGUGAAGCCAAGGAGGGAGAGCAAUGGCACCUGGUGUCCUCUUCUGUCUCUGGCACCACCUGCCGUGUCCCCAACCUAAUAGAGAGCGCUGGCUACUACUUCAGAGUCUCCGCUCAGAACCAAUAUGGUGUCAGUGAGACUCUGGAGAUUCCCUCCGUUGUCAUCAUCAAGAGUCCAUAUGAAAAACCUGGCAUCCCCCAGCAGCCCUUCAUCACCAGCUUCACCAAAGACUCCUGUGUUGUACACUGGAAGCCUCCAAGCACCGACGGCGGAGCUAAAGUCACCAACUAUUACAUGGAGAAACGUGAGAAGAAGCAGAACAAAUGGAUGUCAGUGACUACUAAGAAGAUCACAGAGACCAACUACGAGGUCACGGGUCUGAUUGAAGGCUUUGAGUAUGAGUUCCGUGUGAAGUGUGAGAACAUCGGUGGUGAGAGUGACUGGAGCGAGAUCUCUGCACCGGUCAUCCCCAAGUCAGACCAGUCUCCUCGUCCUCCUUCAUUCAGAGAGGAGAUCAGGGACAUGAAUGUCAAAUACCACGCCAAUGCAACCUUCGUCACCAAGGUGGUGGGACAUCCCAAGCCUGUAGUGAAAUGGUACCGUGGUGGAAAGGAGAUCCUGGCAGAUGGAACCAAGAUCAAAGCCCAAGAGUUCAAGGGCGGCUACUACCAGCUGGUCAUCACUGCUGCUGACGAGACCGAUGCCUCUGUCUACCAAGUCAGAGCCACCAACUCUGAAGGAUCCAUUUCCACAACAGCCAACUUGGAGGUGGAAGUUCCAGCAAAGAUCCAUCUGCCCAUGGAACUCCAGGGAAUGGGAGCAGUCCAUGCUGUCUGUGGUCAAAUCAUCACCAUUAAGAUUCCAAUCACUGGCAAGCCUGAACCAGCUGUCACCUGGCAGAAGGGCCAGGAGAUUCUCUCCAAUUCUGCUUAUCACCAAGUCAUCACCACUAGGUCCUUCACCUCCCUGGUCUUCCAGAAGGGAGUGCAGAGAAAAGAUACUGGUUACUACAGCAUCACAGCUAAGAACAGGUUUGGAAUGGACAAGCAAACCAUUGAGGUGGAUGUGGCUGAUGUGCCUGAGGCCCCCAGCGGAAUCAAGGUCAGCGACAUUUCCCGGGACUCCAUCACUCUGACCUGGGAGCCCCCUGCCAGUGAUGGUGGAAGUCCCAUCAUUACCUACAUCGUGGAGAAGUGUCCCACUACUGCUGACAGGUGGAUCCGUGCUGGCCAGACCACUGAAUGCAGCUUUACUAUCAUCAAUGUGUUUGGAAAGACCAAGUACCAGUUCCGUGUCAUUGCUGAGAACCAGUUUGGACUGAGUGCUCCUUCCAAGCCAACUGAGCCCAUCACCACCAAGGAGGAUAAGUCCGUGAUUAGGAACUAUGAUGAAGAAGUGGAUGAAACCAGAGAGAUCACAAAGGAGGAGGCUCUCUUCUACAAGGUGAAGGAACUUUCUUCUAAAUAUGUCAUCUCUGAGGAGCUUGCACGCUGCCAGUUUGGAGUGGUCCACCGGUGUGUGGAGAUUGCCACUAAGAAGACCUUCAUGGCCAAAUUCAUCAAGGUCAAAGGCACUGACCGUGAGCUGGUUCUUAGGGAAAUUGAGGCCCUCAACUUGGCCAGACACAGGAACAUCAUCUACCUCCACGAAUACUUUGAGAGCAUGGAAGAAAUCAUUCUUAUCUUUGAGUUUAUAUCUGGAGUUGAUAUCUUUGAGCGUCUUGGCACUGCUAACUUUGAGCUCACAGAGCAGGAGAUUGUCCGCUACCUGAGACAAGUCUGCUCUGCACUCAAGUUCUUGCACAGCCACAACAUCGGACACUUUGACAUCCGCCCUGACAACAUUGUCUACACCACCAGGAGAAGCACAGAGCUGAAGAUCAUUGAAAUGGGACAGGCUAGGGUGCUGGUGCCUGGGGAAAACAUCAGAGUGAUGUUCUCAGCUCCAGAGUACUGUGCCCCUGAGGUCCACCAUCAUGAUUUGGUAACCACAGCCACUGAUAUGUGGUCUGUUGGUGUGAUGGCCUAUGUCCUGCUCAGUGGCAUCAAUCCCUUCGCUGCAGAGUCCACUACAAAGAUGAUUGAGAACAUCUCCAACUGUGAAUAUGUCUUUGACAGUGAGGCAUUCAGGGACACCAGCCUCGAAGCUAUGGACUUUGUGGACAGGCUUCUGGUAAAAGACAAGAAACUCCGUAUGACAGCCUAUGAAGCUCUGGAGCACCCAUGGCUGAAGAUGAAACUUGAGCAUGUCAGCACCAAGAUCAUUAAGACACUGAGACACAGAAGAUACUACCAGGCUCUAGUAAAGAAGACUGAGACUGUUGUCUCAGCAGCUCGCGUGGCCUAUGGUGGCGCCUUCAAGAACCAGAGAGGAUUGGCUGUGGGUAAGGUGAAGAUUGGAACGGAGUACCGUGGAAUGCGCGCUGGUCCCAUCAUGCAUGGCUCAGCUGAGGAAGGUGGACAUGUCAGAUUCACCUGCAGUAUCGCCACCUAUGACAAGAGCACGCAGGUGUCAUGGUACUUCGGUAAUCGUCAGCUACACCCAAGCCCCAAAUAUGAGAUUUCCUACAGUAAUGGCUUUGCUAGCAUCUAUGUGAAGGACAUUGAAGAGAGUGAUGAUGGUGUAUACCGAUGCAAGGUGGUGAGUGAUGAUGGAGAGGACAGUGCCUAUGCAGAGCUCUUUGUGGAGACAGUGAGGAGUAUCAGAGAGCACUUUGUUGCCCGCUCUAUCAAGAAACUGAGGAAGAAAGUUGACAAGACCAAAUUGUUGAAGAGGCCUCCAGAGUUCACUCUGCCUCUCUACAAUCGCACUGCUUACAUUGGCGAGGAUGUGCGCUUUGGUGUCACUAUCACUGUGCACCCUGAGCCUCACGUAGCAUGGCUGAAGAACGGACAGAGAAUCAGACCAGGAGACAACGACAGCAAAUACACCUUCAUUAGUGAUAAGGGUCUGUACCAGCUGAUAAUCCACAAUUUGGAUAUGGACGAUGAUGCUGAAUACACUGUCAUGGCCCACAACAAGUUUGGAGAAGACAGCUGUAAGGCCCGUCUCACUGUGACCCCUCAUCCUGUGGUGGAGGACACCAUGAGACCUAUGUUCAAGCGCCUACUAGCUAACAUUGAGUGUGUAGAGGGACAGAGUGUGCAUUUUGACAUCAGGGUGUCAGGAAUCCCCAUUCCAACUCUGAAAUGGGAAAAGGAUGGCAAGCCACUGCAAUUUGGUCCCAAGGUCACAGUUGUGCAACAGGAUAUUGACUACCAUGUCCUGCACAUCAGAGAGACUCUGCUUGACGACUCCGGUGUAUACAAAGUCACUGCAACAAACUCUGCUGGCUCUUCAAGCUGCCAGGCUACACUGAAAGUGGAUCGCCUUACCUACACCAGGAGAGAGUAUAAGAGUGAGGAGGAGAGAUCUAGAUACGUUCAGAAACAGAUUGACAAGACUAACAAGAUGGCCCAGCGCAUUGCUGCCACAGAGGAGAUGGUCCCUCUCAACCCCACUGCCCAGGAGGCUCUUAAAUUUGCUGCAGAGGUCUACAAGCCUGCAGUGAGCACGAAGAAUGUUGAGGGUGAGUUUGACAUCACAGAAGAGAAGUCAGAGACCAAGAAGUUGGAGGAGGAGAGGAGAAUCUUCAUGCCAUAUGAGAUCCCCGAGCCCGUGGCUCAUGACCCCAGAGCUCUGGAUGAGGACAAAACCAUCAAACAGUUUGUGCCUCUUUCUGAAAUGAAGUGGUACAGGAAGCUGAGAGACCAGUAUGAGAUUCCAGAAAGGAUGGAAAGGAUUGUGCAGAAGAGACAGAGACGCAUCCGUCUGUCUAGGUGGGAGCAGUUCUAUGUUAUGCCCCUCCCCAGAAUCACUGACCAGUACAGGCCAAGAUGGCGCAUUCCAAAACUCACUCUGGAUGACCUGGAGACAGUCAGACCUGCCCGCCGUUCACCCUCCCCUGAAUCAGAGAUCUCAUUCAGAUCCAGGAGAAGAUCACUUGGAGAUCUCAGCGAGGAGGAGCUGAUGAUGCCUGUGGAUGACUACCUGUCUAUGAAGAAAACAGAGGAGGAGAAAAUGAUGUUGGAGGAUGAGCUUGAGCUUGGCUUUUCAGCCUCUCCUGUUGGCAGCCCUGUCCGUUUUGAGCGACGUGCCAUGGAACAGGAAGAGAGGAGGCAGGUUGUCAGGCAGGAGGUCGUUGAGGCUGUUGAGACCAAGAAGAAACGUACUCUCUCUCAGUUUAUGAGGAGAAGAAGGUCUCUGUCUCCCACAUACAUAGAGCUGAUGCGUCCUGUCUCUGAGCUGAUCAGACCGGCACGUGCCCGUCCUCCUGUGGAGGUUGAAGAAGAGGCUGUGGAGAGGAGGUCCCCCACACCAGAGAGAACUCGUCCCCGCUCUCCUAGCCCCAUCAGAUCUGUUGAGAGGUCUUCCCGCUCUUCCUCAAGGUUUGAGAGGUCUGCCCGCUUUGACAUCAUGUCCCGCUAUGAGGCCAGGAAGGCUGCUCUGAAAUCAGAGAGGAAAUACCAGGUUGUUAGCCAGACACCAUUCAGCCUUGAUCAUGCUCCCCGUGUCACUGUAAGGAUGCGCUCUCACCGUGUGCCAACUGGCCAAGACACUAAAUUUACCCUGAAUGUCCAGGCCAAGCCUGAGGCUGAGAUCAACUGGUUCCACAAUGGAGCUCCAAUCUCUGAGAGCAGUGAGAAGUAUAUCUUCACUAACAUGAGUGGUGUUUUGUCCAUCACCAUCCUGAACUGCCAGGCAGAGGACAGUGGCACAUACCGUUGUGUCUGCUCCAACUCCAAGGGAGAAGCCUCUGACUAUGGCACUCUGGAUGUGUCUGGUGGGGAGUUCACCACAUAUUCAUCUCGCCGCAAGGAUGAGGAUGUUCCUAAACCAUAUGUUCCUGAAAUGACCCGAGUAGACCACUACCACAUCACCCACUUUAAGGCAGGCUAUGCCUCCCAGACCCACUUUGAAGUGGAGGAGAGCAAGACCAAGUUAACUGAAUCACGAGAGGUUGUUACACGUGAUAGAUAUGCAGCCUCUGCAGAGAGAUCUGAGGCUAAACUGAAGUCCUCUGCUGCUGCUGAGGAGGUUUCUGUCCAUAAGACAAAGCCUACUCUCCCAGCCAGAAUCCUCACCAAACCCCAUUCUGUGACAGUAGCAGAGGGAGAGUCAGCCCACUUCUCCUGUGAUAUCGACGGGGAGCCAGCACCCAGUGUGACAUGGAUGCAUGAGAGCAGAACGCUUGUGUCCUCUCACCGCAUUUCAAUCACAACCACUCAGUACAAAUCCAGCCUGGAGAUCUCCUCUGUCACAGCUUCAGAUGAAGGCAACUACUUGCUGGUGGUGGAAAACUCACACGGUCGACAGGAGGCUCACUUCACCCUGACCAUCCGCAGACCAGCUGCCAAAGAGGAGGUGAAGGCUCUCAAGUCUCCUGAGCCAUCUGUGAAAUCACCUGCUCCUAGAGUGAAGUCUCCAGAGCCUGCUGGAAUCAAAUCACCCAAAGGCAUCAAGUCGCCAGAACCAUCUGGAAUCAAGGUUGUGUCUCCACCCACUGUCAAAUCUCCAAUCCCCAAACCUCCCAAGGUCCUAAGCCAGCUGACUGCAGAGGCCUGCAAGGACACGGUGAAGAUGUCCUGUAUGUGUGAGAGCAGUGUGAGGGAGGUGGUGUGGUACGUCAGCGGGAGGAGGCUCUCCCAGAGCAGCCGCUUUGAGAUGCACUACUCCGAGGGCUCCUGCACCCUCCUGAUCCAUGACCUUUCAGACAGCGACCAGGGAGAGUACACCUGCGAGAUGACAGGAGAGGGAGGAGUCUCCAAAUCUUCCUUCUCUUUUACUGGACAGGUGUUCCAGUCUAUCCGUACAAGUAUCAAGGCCUACCGCGAACAGCAACUGGCAAUUAAAGGAUCUAUGGCGAUGAGCCACAAGGAGUCAUCGUCAAUGAUGAAGAAAGAAAUCCACAUGAUGGAGGAGACGUCCUCCUCCUUCUCCUCCACCCAGCAGGCCAUGAUGUCAUCCAUGAUGGAGUCCAGCUCCUUCAGCAGCAUGGCAGCAGAGAUGAAGUUUGAGACAAUGUCCAUGUCCAGCAUGUCCUCCAUGACAUCUGAGGCCUACGCCAUGAGCUCCAGCAGUCUCACAGAGAUGGCCUCUCAUAUGGAGGGAUCCUCAUUCAGAGCUAUCGGUUCUGCUCCCAGAAUCGAGGCCCUGCCAGAGGAUAUUAGUAUUGAGCCCGGCAAAGUACUGACAGUGGCCUGUGCCUUUUCCGGUGACGCUAAACACAUUGAGUGGUCACGUGGCGGCAGAGCCAUCGAGGUGACGGCUGGUGGCCGCUUCCACAUCGAGACCACAGAGGACCUCACCACCCUCAUCAUCACCGGCGUGAAGGAGGCAGAUGCUGGAACCUACACCCUCAAACUGUCCAACGAGCUGGGAUCUGAUACAGCAAUCGUUCACAUUAGCAUUCGAUCCAUGUAAAAAAAAAAAAAGAAAAGAAAAAAACAGCUCUUCUAAUCUCUAUAUUCCCCUUUUCCCUUCUUCCAUGCCUUUUUAUUUAUUAAUUGAGCAAGAUAAUCUUACUUGAUAAAGACCUGGAUUUCUGUUCUUGUAAAUAUGAACUAUUUUUAUACCAAACUUGACAUUAAUUUAUGCCAAACUAGACUAAAGUCUAAAGUUGUUAUAAAAUGUGCCAUAUUGGAUAAUUAUGACUUAGGAUUUUUGAUCCAUUUUUCUGUGACAUGUACAUAAUGUAUAUAGCCGAAUUUAACGGUUAUGGGAAAUGUAUGAAUUGUUAUUUAUGGCAAUAUUAACUGAAACAAAAUGAAACUGAAGGUUUAAAAGGAGAAAGUUUCACAUGAAACGAAUACCCUUUAAACUUAGAAACUAAACACUGUGCCUCAACGAUAAGUUGAAGUCUUAAGAUUGCCUCAACAGGUAGAGAGGCUCCCUGUUGAAGUUUACUAAAUCAGAGAGACAAUAUGAUGCACUGCAUGUGAGUAAAAGCAGUGCUACCACAGUACUCCUAUGAAUUGUAACAUGAGCGUAAGACCCUGAGUGCUGCUUGCAUUUACCCUCAUGUAAGCAGUACGACUGGGCCUUGUGCUCUGACUGACUAUGUCAUACCACCAUUUUAAUGACAUGCUCACAGUGCGAGCGGCCUGCACUCCCUGAGCAGAAGUUUUUUUGUUUUGUGCUCUGCUUCUGGCAAAUGACCGCUGGUUUUGGCUCUCAGACAUACCAUCACCUGGCCAUUAACAUUAGAGUCCGCCCUGUGCUUGUUUGCAGAGGCAGAGCCGUCUCUUGGAGGUCUGUAGUGUGUUUGUGUGUUAGCUUUAGAGACUCACCUGUCAGUCUGCAGGGCGCCGCCAAGCAGAUGUACCCCAGCCACGUCAACCUGCUGUGUUCAAGAAGGAGAAAGAGGCGUGUUAGAGCGGUUUAGCCCUGCACUUUGGUUUGAUUGAAAUUAGAAAUGUAGCGUUAACUAUUUUUGCAGCCUCCCUGAGUUUAAUGCAUUAUUGAUUUAAUAAAGCAUGAUUA